CUUGUUUCGAAACCCAUCACCAAUUCAGCUUUGGCCAGAAACAACAGGAGUUUCCCUUCUUUUAUGUUUUUCUUUUCACAGGAGGAGACAAUUUGAAAGAUUGCAUUUCCCAAAUAUUAUGUCACAUCAUUAUCCAGAACAUACGGUGCACCAGCGGAAUCUUACACAGGUCUACUCAGAAGUAGGUCUUCUGGAAGUCCUUGAGCACCAUAGGGCUUGCUCCUAGGUAAGUGGGUCUACAAUUACAGUCUGUGCUGUAUUACUUCAAGCAGGCAGUCAAGCAAGCCUCUUGCAGUGUGCAGGGACCUCUUCCCUGCAUUUAAAAGUAAAGUUGACAGUUGCUUUAAAUUAGAGUGGCUGGCUCAAGUUCAAGGCAGCGAGUGGGUGUUUAUUUAGCUGAAGAAGACAGUUGCAAAACUUGGGAAUCAAGCUCCAAAUGAAUGCAGAGAAACCUAUUAUUUGACAGAAAGACACCUCUCCUUGUUUUUGGAAGGACUUUUACUCAUUUGGGACAGCUAUAUUUGCGUGAAUUUUAACCAGUAUGUUGCAGCUCCAAAGGAAACAUACGGUUUUGCUGGGAAAGCUGAGAUCAGUGGCUCCGAAGCAAGGUAAGAAGAAAGUGGCUUUGUUGCAAAACUUUUUCAAACAACAAUUAAUGAAGGGAACAAAAAUGGAGAGGGCUAAGAUUCAAAAUGCAGGUUUGUGCAAAAUAAUAGCUGGAUUCCAGUGCUGUAAAGUUGCUGCAGAAGUUGUGUUUACCUUAAAUGCAGAGUUGUAUAUCCCAAUAAAAUAGGAACAUUCCUUUCAGAGCAAACAGGGCUUGUAAGAGCCCUCUGUUGUACAAACAGAACAACUUAGUUUAUAGCAGAAGUGCUUCCAUUUUUGCAAGUAAGUCCCACCGUGUUCAAUGAUUCUAUUUGGGAGGUUGUGGGCUCCCCUUCCUUGGAGGUUUUCAAGCAGAGGUUGGAUGGCCAUCUGUCAUGGAUGCUCCAGUUGAGAUUCCUGCAUUGCAGGGGGUUGGACUAGAUGACCACUGGGGUCCCUUCCAACUCUACAAUUCUAUGAUUCUAUGAGACUACUGGCUAAGGCUUCAAUCCUUGCCCUGCUUAUCUGGGAGUAAGUCCUAACGGAAUUCACUUGGACUUACUUGUGAGUAGAUAUGGUUAGGAUUGUGCUGUAAACGUGCUUCAGGUUACAGCUUUAAUUAUAUUAGGCACUGGAUGUUAACAUUUGAGACUUCUGGAUUUCAGUGAAGGGGCUAGGGGGUUUUUUUGUUUUUUAAUUGCACAAAACCUUUUGGAUGUUGCUAUAAGAGUUUGGGCUUGGUACGGAAGGUAAGUUUCUCUAUUAAUUAAGAGGAGGAAAUGGGUGCUUUCAUAUAUUUUAUAUGCAUAUUAACAGAAUGACCCUUUGGAGAGGAAUGUGUAAAUGAUGAAGAACAUUUUAAUUUUAAAAAAUUAUAAUUAAAGGGGACACAAUACAACCAUAGUUAAACACCUUUUGUGUUCAUUUGCUUUCAAAGAGAAUUGAGAUCAGCAGGGUUUAAAACUGCUCAAUUGCUCUUUCCUUUUUUUUAUUUAAAAAAAGGCAUACAUAUUUGGUUUGGCUUCUCUCAUUCCUUUACCAACUGACUUGAAUGUUUCUGGUUUUGCUUUCCCAUGAAAGAUGUGAACAUAAUUCCAAACAUUCCCUUUAGCUCAGUUGCUAUGGCUCCUCGUGCACUUGUUUUUCUAACUGCUCUGUAAAUACAAAAUAAACGAUAAGGCUUUGGAGUCAUGCUUUAGCAAAGUUUGAGCAAUCCCAAAACAGUUCUCUUUCUCUCUCUUAGAGACACACACACAGAGAGAGAGAGAGAGAAAGAGAGAGAGAGAGAGAGAGAGAGAGAGAGAGAGAGAGAGAGAGAGAGGUCAAGCAUCAUUUGAAACAUCUAUCACAACAUGUUAAAGCAGCAGAACUUACUGAGCUUUCUUGAUAUUUGAAGGAUUGCAGCUGCUUAACACUUGGUGGGAGAAAACAUGCCAGAAUGAAAGGAAGUCUUCCAUUCUCUGCUCACACCCUCUUACAAAGUGUGAGAUGUAGGUUGUGUACACAUGAGCAUUUACUUUGGCACCUGUGUGCUCCCACUCCUCCUCUUUGAAGCUGAGUACACAUGCAGUUGGCCAUAACCCAGAUGUUUGCCGCAGUUCCUUGAGAAAUACUCCUGUUUGGAGCCUUUCCCCUCAAACCAACUUCCAUUUAACCUGAAAACGUAAGUCACAAUUACAAACCCUCCAGGUAUCCCUAUUUUCCAGGGACAGUCCUAGAUUUACAGAAGACACCCCGGUUUCUGAUUUGAUUCCAGAAUGUCCUGCUUUUCUUAGGAUGUCCCUAUUCUCAUUGGAGGGUACGUCUGGAGUUCUGAGACAUCCCGAGCCAAGGAAAUAACUACACAACCUUUAGAAAACAUCUGAAGACAGCCCUGUAUAGGGAAGUUUUUUAAUGUUUCAUGUUUCAUUGUUUUUAUAUAUGUUGGAAGCCACCCAGAGUGGCUGGAGCAACCCAGUCAAAUAGGCAGGUGAUGAUAAUAAUAAUAAUAAUAAUAUGUCCCUAUUUUCAUCGUAGAAAUGUUGAAGAGUAUGCAGUCAAGCUGAGGUGUGUAUAUCUGAGGCAGCCGUUGCAUGUGUGCAGAUGACACCUUCAUUGAAUAGGCAUUUGGGAGCAUUGCAGGUGCAGGAAAACAAAUAAGGUAAUGUGCGUCAGGUGUGUGCAGUAACAGCCUCCCUACAUUUUAAGCCACUAUAAAUCUCACUGAGAGAUUUAUAGCUCAAGCCUAUACAUGUCUACACAGACAUAAGUACCAUCAUUUUCAGUAAGGCUUACUCCCAGGUAAAUUCUAUACCACUUUGUUCUAUACAAUACAAGAUUGCAGCUUUCUUUUACUUAAUAACCAGGGCAGGAAACAGUCAGUCAGAUUUCGUUGUCAUUAUAAAUAAAUUGACAAUUUAAGCCCAAGGCCUAGUUUAUACACCCAAUAAAAUCAAGUACUGUAAUAAAACUUUCCCUGGUCUGUGUGACUUUAGACUGCAGAUUCCCUGGUGGAGGAAGGAGUCUGUCUUUGUAUAUCUGGACGUUCCAAGGGUGCCUUUUCAAACAUGGGGGGAUUUCAGUUAGAGGUUGCACAGUUUGAAAGCAUGCACCUGCAUCUAUUCAAAAUUAAAUGUUUUAAAGUUGUGCAUUUGAAGAGCAUUGGUUAUAGUUUUUUCCUCAUCCUUUUUGUUGUUGUUGUUUAGUCGUUUAGUCGUGUCCGACUCUUCGUGACCCCCUGGACCAGAGCACGCCAGGCACUCCUGUCUUCCACUGCCUCCCGCAGUUUGGUCAAAAUCCUUUUUGUACCUAACAAUAAAUGAGAGCAGAGGUGUGAGUCCUUAGCUUAUAGUCACUGUGAUGUGCACACCUUAUUUGGGUUUUCUCGAUAAGCAAAGCAAUUUGUUCCUUCCUAGAUCACAUUUUGCCACCUUUUGAAAUAGCUUCUAUAACUGUGGUGGGGGCUAGAGACCCCCACCACAUGGCAAAGAUCUAUGCAUGUACUGAUGCUCUCAUGUAGAGUCCCUUCAUAUCAUGUUAACUGAAGCAUUUGGAAUUGGAGGUGCCUACUGUGUGCAGGGGGACGCGGGUGGCGCUGUGGGUUAAACCACUGAGCCUAGGACUUGCUGAUCAGAAGGUUGGCGGUUCGAAUCCCCGUGACAGGGUGAGCUCCUGUUGCUUGGUCCGUGCUCCUGCCAACCUAGCAGUUCAAAAGCACGUCAAAGUGCAAGUAGAUAAAUAGGUACCGUUCCGGCGGGAAGGUAAACGGCGUUUCCAUGCACUGCUCUGGUUUUGCCAGAAGCGACUUUAAAGAUUGAAUCUUCCUUUUGGACACAAUUUGAAUGAGUUUUCUGUUUGUGGCUUCUGUAGUAGAUCUUGUACCUUGUUCUCUCAAUUUUUGGAUUAUUAAUAUAAGAUUUAGAACGUAGAAUGGCCGCUUAUGUGCUGAUUACUUCAUACUGGUCUACUACGCGUAUUGGCAGCAUAGGUUCAUUUCUUCAGUUCUUAAAUUACCUGUAACAGCUGCAGGGGACUCACAUGUUUAAACCUGAGGCGGCCCCGGUCAUGUAAGAAGCAGGCAGCAGGAGUCUCCCUAGAUGUCCUAGUGCUUAGAGCCAAAAGACCAAGUAUAAGCUCUCAUGGACUCUGCCCACGAGUAGACCUGGGUUUCAGUUAAGCAGACAAGUCUGCCAUUAUAUAUCUACUUGAUCCCAAUACUGGCCAUGGGCAAGUGCAGUCUUCAUAACUGAGUCACUGUCAGGAGAAAAGAUGGAAUAUAAAUGAAUAUCAUCCUCAUCAGAGGCACAAGCUUAGACAUCCUGCUUUUGGGGGUGACCCACCUGGCAGCUGAAGUUGGCAUUGCUUCAAUGGAGACACCACAUCUCACUGAAAUGUGUCCCCCGAAAACGUCUGCCUAGUGCCCAUGUUUGUAUAUUUUAGAUGGCCAGAAAAGAGUAUUUUGCUUCCCUGGGCAUUUUUCUGAAUGACUUUGGGAUUUCCUGCUGGCUUAGUGCUACCAGUUUUGGUGCUAUUUUAACAUUUGGCUUGUCUUUAUUCAUAUAAUUGUCAUGCUAGUUUUGUAUAGCUUUCCAUCAUAGACGCUCAAUAUGUGGUUUAAAAACAGAUAAUUAUCACAGUAAUAAGUUCAUCUCUUUAAAUUUGAUGUUGUAAGCUAAUUUGAAUGUAGAUGAUGGAAAGCUGGAAUAAAAGUAUUUUAAUUAAAUAAUAGCAGACUUCUCCAACCCAUCUUUUGCUCAGCUGUGCCCUAACCCUGCAGAAUACAGGUGUGCUUAAAGAAAGAAGACAUCUUUGCUGUCUAUAGAAAACUAACAUCCCAGAGAAUAGCUUUAUAGGCCUGAGUUUUCUCUGACUCACCAUUUUUCUUUACGGGCACCUAGUUUCCCCACCUGCAGUCUGAAGAGGUGCAGGUCCAUCACACAAGUCUGCUGGUAUUGUAGAUUAGCCCCUGAGUCAGGCAAAAGACCUGUUUACUAAAACUUGUAGCAGCUAUUGAGGGCUGCAUGCGCUGAUUGUUACCUUGACUAGCCCACAUUUUACCAGCUUCUUUGCAAGGAUAUCAUGGGGCACUUUGUCAAAAGCCUUACUAAAUUCAAGAUAUACUAUGUCCUCAGCAUUCCCCUGAACCAUCAAGCUCGUAACUCUAUCAAAGAAAGAAAGAAAUGAGAUUUGUCUGGCACGACUUGUUUUGUGAGAAACCCAUGGAACUGUAGAGUUGAAAGGGACCCCAGGGAUCAUCUAGUCCAACCCCCACAAUGCAGAAAUAUGCAGCUGCCUAUACAGAGAUCAAACCUGCAAUCUUGGAAUUAUCAGCACCAUGCUCUAACCCAGGCUUCCUCAACCUCGGCCCUCCAGAUGUUUUGGCACUACAAUUCCCAUCAUCCCUGACCACUGGUCCUGCUAGCUAGGGAUCAUGGGAGUUGUAGGCCAAAAAACAUCUGGAGGGCCGAGGUUGAGGAAGCCUGCUGUACCCAACUGAGCUAUCAUGUAAGGGCAUGAGGGUCAUUUUGCUGGAAAACAUUUAGAAUGUGCUCCAUCCAUUUGCCCACACUACCAGUGGUUGUUUUAAGCAGCCGGGGCAGGCAAAAAUAGAGAAUGCAAAUGGGAAGGCUCAAGCUUCCAAGAAUCUUAUCCACAUCCUUGGGUAGAAAAAGCUGCAAAGUACCCACACUAACAAAACCAGGCAGAAACCUCCAGCACAUCCACUAACUCUACAGUCAACUUGAAGUCUUCGGUUGGAGCAGAUGGGUGGUGUUUUUUCUGCCAAGUGUUUUGCAAACUAGUCACAAGGGGCCUCUCAGAGUCCUACUCCACCUUACAAAGGCCAGGAAAUAUAUAUGAGACCCUUCAUCGCCCCUCAGAACUGCUUUCACCGCCAACACUCUGCAGAUAUAGAGAUGGAAGGAAGAUUUCUUCACUUCCUUCAGGCUUGAAAUGAGCUCUCAGCUGAGUCUUACCCCAUCUGUCACCCUUGUGUUUUCAUCAUUCCCACCAGGAGAUGUUUGUAAGCUCUCCCAAUAAUAAUCAGAGGGGUUUUUUUUUGGGGGGGUGGCUCCCAACACUAUCCCAGAGACCCCUCCUGCCGACUGAGACAGUGACACUAUUGGUUUUCUCCUUUGGAUCUGGUGAUAGAUCUUUUGUAAUCCCAUCAGUGUUUUAAAAAAUCAGAAUGUUAUUGUGUGGGUGGUCUUCCAAGAUAUACCAAUCCCUCAUGUCUGUGUCUAAUUCCCCCUGUUCCCUACACACCCCUGCAAAACAAAAAAAAAUAAAAAAUCAGAGACAAGAGCUAUGACCUUUUUCAUUAUUGCUACGAUCUUCUGUUGCUUUUUUGAUGAUGAUGACCUCAUGGCUAAAACUGCAGGACAUUGAAUCCUUUCUGCCUAAGGGUUAAAAUUAUAAUGUUCCAACUGCCUAAUUUAAUCUAGAUACUUGUUCCCAUUGAUGAAGAGCUCUUUUAUGGUGAAAUUUUUGCUCCCAGUUUGUGUCCGUACUGCAAAAUACCAUGAUGCUGUAGCCUUAUGGUUAAGGCCGGCCAAUCAAUCAAUCAGUCAGUCAGUCUGGACAGGCUUCCUCAACCUUGGCCCUCCAAAUGUUUUGAAACUACAAUUCCCACCAUCCUAGCUAGGGAUUAUGUGAGUUGUGGGCCAAAAACACCUGGAGGGCCGAGGUUGAGAAAGCCUGGAGAAGACUAUUGCUGAAAAUAUAAAGAGCUGUCCUAGUCCUCCUCAGAGUAGACCCAUUGAAAUUAAUGAACCUAACUUAGUCAUGUCCCUAAACAUCAGUAGGUCUUCCAUACUCUCCAAGUGUCCCUAUUUUCCAGGGAUAGUCCCGGAAUUACAAAAGCCAUUCAGGCUUCUGAUUUGCUUUGUGUGUCCGUGUCUAGUCUUGCCCCGUUCUAAAAUUUAUUUAUUGGUGUGUGCUUUUCUAUUUGCAAAUCUACCAAAGAAUAAAACCAAAUCAGGAUUAAGGGGUUUUCUCAGGACGGUGGAUGGUGUGUACGCUGUGUCCCGUUGGUGGUGGGAAUACUCUGUGGCGACAAAAAAUGGGGGGUUGAGGAGGGUCAGUUGCGGCGGAGUGAGAAAUCUCCCUGUUUCCAUCUGAGGGAUGUUGGAGGGCAUGGUCUUCUCUGAGUAGGGCUUGUGUUGAAUGCCACCUUUUAAGGUCUGCUGAUGAAGGUUUGAAUGUGGUGAGGCCAGAGGAAAAGUGGGGGGAGGUAUCUUUAGAGGAGGGACAGCAACAGUCUGCCUCAAAGACUGCAUUGCGUGCAGCCAAAAGGGUUCUGGCAAACUAAUUUUAGCUCUCCUGAUUUCUAAAGGCCACCUGGCUUAAUUGUGCUCUAACCCAACAUCUGUUUCAAUUGCUGAUGUGGGAAGCUUCAGUCUUCAUGGAAGAUAAUGAAGCGGGAUGAAUAUAAUGGCCUCACAUUUAAAAUGUUUUUAAUUAGGCAGAAAGAUUUGUCAGUGGCUGAAGAUGCAGAGUAGCGUAUUGUGCUCUGAUUGUGCUUGGUUAUUUAUGUUUAUAUGCCACUAGUAUGUCGGGAAUAGCAAGUUUCCUUUAUGAUCCCCAUCAGUGGCCUUAGUCAAAAUGCAUGGUUCAUCGGAAUAAGGCCAAUUUGUGCAAAAGCCAUGAUGCAGUGACAUCUUAUCCAGGAAUUAGUUUUAAAAGCCUGGCUAGUCAGUGUACAGAACUGCAGUGUUUAACUUUGGCUAGGCAGUGCUUGGGGCAGUUUCCUUCCCUGAAUUUGAAAUCGUAAUAAUAAUGUUCUCUUUGAGAUCAGUAAAUGUGAAGUCAGUUUCCACCUGCUUGAUUGUACUAUUGUGUGUCACAUGCUGUGUUCAGAUACUGCUUUGCCAAAUCUAAUACAACAAGGAGCAAGGAGCAAUGGGCUUAUGGCUUGUCCCUGCCUGCUGGUUGCACAAACAAUCCCAAACCUGGAGUACAGGAGAGGACAGACCACAGGGUCAGGGAAAUUUAAGGUACAGGCAGGUGCCAUGUCUCCUUAACUGGGUGUUAAUGUUCUGUGUCUGGUUGUGGAGUCAGUAUGAGGGCAGGCUAAGGCCCAAGACUCAUCCUUCUCUUAUGCCAGAUGAACAUGCCUGAAGCUAACAGCUGUGGAAGUAGUGCUCAGUUUAUUUUUACAACUCUCUCUCUUAUAAUAAUGCAAAGUUGUAGUUCACAAAGGGUGUGGAUUUCAGGGUUUCUGUUAAAGGAAAUGAAUAUUGGAAUCUUACUUUGGAGAUCUGGGAAACACGAGACAUAUAAUACUAAAAGCAAUGCUAAAAUAAACACAAGGAACGGUGGACAUCCAUCUGGUGUGGGUGGGGGCUCUCAACUUUCUGUCACACUCAAUCAAUAAAAAGAACCCCCCGGUCUUGAAGGUAAUCUGGUAGGAGCACCCUUGAUUAUCGGUUGCAGGAGCAGCAGGGGCAAAGCACAAAUGUGCCCCUUCACGCCGCCGUGUCCUUGAGCAGCCUACUUUUCCUUCUGCCAUAUGGGGGUUGUCCUUCAGUCUUCUGCAGGGCAGGGGGGUUAAAGAUCUGGGCUGUUGAAGAGAAGGCAAAUCUGUCCCCUGCCUCUUGGUUCUGCAUGGUUUGCCCCCCACCCCACAGGCAUUCUGCAGGUGGAUUCAAUGCACAAGCACUUUCCACAAAUGUGCUCCACUGCUUAUGGCAGAUAUUUUGCCAGAGUACUUAUACUGGCUUCUGUUUAACCCAUGUACUAUUUGGGCUUCAUCUGUUGCAAAUGCCAUGCCUUGCUGACCUAAGAAUUUAUUCCAGCUGUCUGUUGGCAGGUAACGAUAGCUUAUAGCUGUUGUUAUGAGUUGGGUAGGCUGUAUGCUGAGACCCUUCUAACCCCUAGGUCCCCGCAAGUGUUAAAAUAUGAGCUAGCUUCCUGAUGAGGCAAUUGCCUGAGCGAUGGGCCAUUAAGGGGAACAAAGGAAAGGGGCUCUGUGCAAGAUGGAAAAUGGGCAGGGGAGCCCAUCCCUCAGCUCACAUAUAGUUAGAAGGACGAAGCCAGAGUUUAGUGUUGCAAUGAUGUGAGCUAGAGGGAUAGCAGCAAGCUGGAGAAAGAAUCAGACUUGUGUUUGAUUUCCAUUUGAAUCCAAGGCUGUGGCUAUGGGAUACAAAUGCUGUGAACCCCUCUAUUGUUGGCUUAGACACCACAGUCUCUGCUGUGCUUCAUUCCAAAGGAAACGCGAACCCUGGGUAAGCACCUCGAACCCCUGGAAUCUCGUCCUGCUCAAAGACUGGGGUUGUGUGCAACAAUGUGUUUAAAUGAAAUGAGGACCACCCCUGGCUAUUCUCGGCUCACAACCUUUUCUGGAACACUCUCAGAAUCUGGAAAGCAAAGUCUGUGCCAUAAGCCAGAACAUCUGGGGAAAGACUGUUUAAAAAAUAAUAAUGGAGAGAAUUAUUGCAAUUGUGCACUCUUGCCAGAGUGCUGGAUAUGGAUUGGGAAAGCCUGGCGCUGACUUUGGGCAAGGCUCCCUUAGCCUAACGUAACCUCUCAUAAUUGCUGUGGCGAUAAAAUUGGAUUGUCCUCUUGCCUUGGAGAAAGGGUGGGAGACAGGUGUGCUGAAGGCAUAGCUGCUAGCUGCAUGGUAGUACAUGACUGUUGGAACCUGUCAUUUCUUUAGCAGGGGCAGCUAACCUGUGACCCCCUCAGAUGUUGCUGAACUACAACCCCCAUAAUCCUUCACCAUUGGCCAUGCAGGCUGUGGCUGAUGUGAGUUAGAGUCACCCGAAAAUCUGAAGGGCCAGUUGGGGCAUGGGGCAGGAGGGUCACCUGGCUCGGGGCCUCAAGUUCAAAGAAGGCUUCAGAUUCAGGAACUUGUUACAUUUUUUGGCGUUUGUAAAGUUUCACAACUUGUUUCUAUGCACAUGGGACCAACAUGUGGCAGACACACUCUCAGCUUAGAGAUGCAAAUGUAAGGAAAUAAGAGGCGUGAUUUGGUAAAAGUAAGGCUGCCAUAUGUCCAGGAAUCGGACUGUCAAAAUGGCGUCCAUAUGUCUGGGGAAACCUGGACGUAUGGCAACUAGGGCGAUUUUUAAAAGAAAAAUGCUGUAAAAAUCCCAGUUUUGGGAAUAUGGCAAAUCUAAAAUGCUCUUUGUUUGUUAACUGUUAUAGACUGAUAUGGUCUGCUCCCAAGACAGAAUGUUUCCGAAAACUGGAGUUGUUCUCCUGAUAAGUGGAAAUCUCUCUGCAGCUUCUGCAAUGUAAAACUAUAUUGACUACCUCUUUCAGCUAGCUGGAGAAGAAAGAGGGAGGGAGACAGCCUGGAGCUCUUUUCAGCUAGAACCCAGAGACUGAGGGAGAAUUUCUAAUUGUUAGCUGACUGGAGAGGAAGUAUCCUUGGAAGACAAUUGUUCUCUUUGUGGACUGAGUGCAUGAUUAGUAGUUGUGCUGCCUGCUGAAAGCAUCGGUGCUGUUUCCACCAUGCUCUGCUUGCUCAUGAGUAAAUACAGCAAAUAUAAAAAGCUGCUCUCUCUCAUCCAAAUAACCCUAAACAUUGUAGUGUGGUGCCUGGAUUUCUCACUCCUUGAAUAAAUUGCAGCAUAUCAAAUCUAAAAGUACUAACAUUAAAGUGCAGACGAUCUCUUGGGAACAUUUGUUCCAUUUCCAUAGAAAUGAAACUGUCAGCAAACUUUUUAGCACAGCUCAGUUAAAAUUGGCAAAGAGCCAGACAACAAAUGUUUUGGGGGCCAGGACUGGUCUCUGUGUUUCUAUCGCUUCAUUAGAUAAUAUCUCGGUUCCUCAAAAAGUCAACACUUCAGCGCACCUUCCCCCCACAAAAUGUCCCUAUUGUGACCAUCAAGGCAUACCUAGAGGGUGAUGUCCUGUCUAAAAGCAUGCCGGCUAAAACAAAGAGUCCAAGAUCGUCUUUAUUUAUUCUGUCUGGUUGGAUUUGGCUGUGUUUUCCAUUUUAAAAACAUCCUAACGUCAUGCCCUAUGGACCAGUGGGUGGUUUCCCAUACCUUCUGUAUGAGGUGAAGUGACAUGCAAAGCAAGUUUGGCAUCCAGAUUUGCCGAGUGAAGGGGAUGCCAUAUCAGCUUCCAAAUUCAUCAACCACAUUAUUUAGUUGAGGGUGGAGGGGGCACCUAGCUAUUUUAAACGAUACGUGUAGCAGGGCUGUCCUUUGCAUAUGCAAAUGCUUUUGUUUUUCCCAUGUUCGACUGACCUCUGAGGUUUUUCUGGAAUGUGCUCGGGAUUCUCAGAAAUUAAAGCUAGAUGAUCCCAUAGGAAGAAAAAAGCCUUGUUUGGACUAAGGCUGCCAAGAUAUCCUUAAAAGGAAGGGUCUGCCUGACACAUAGCACUGAAAGCAUUUUGUGGCAGUUUUGGCCUCUGCUGGAACUCAGGACUCGCUAUGCCAAAUAUCCACGGGAGGUUCCAGUCUUUCAGGCCCUGCAAGCACCACACAAGGUUUGUAGAGCUAUAUCCAGUGUUUCCCAAACUUGGGUCUCCAGCUUGAUGUUGGAUUACAGCUCCCAUCAUCCCUGACCAAGUUUGGUCUUGCCAGCUAGGGAUGGUGGGGUUUGUAGUCCAACAACAGCUAAGGGACUCAGGUUUGAGAAACACUGCGUAUUAAGUCAUUAUAAGCAAUAAGAGCUCACCCGGUUUUAAAAACAAACAAAAAAUCUGGGGCAAAUCCCCCAGCUUUUAAUGUUUAACAGACUAUGGUAUUUUAAUAUUUUGUUGGAAGCCACCCAGAGUGGCUGGGGAAACCCAGCCAGAUGGGCAGUAUUAAGUUGUGGGUGAACAUAUCAGACGACACAGCGAUUCUUCAAACAGCUCUUGUUUGUUCACAGGCCAGAACAGAACUGAACUGAAGGGUUCAGCCAGCCUGCUUAUAUAGAACUCCACUAGAAUGCAACAGUAACCACUUUCUGUAACUAUCCAAUCACUGAACGUCAAUUUCAAUCCCUUAUUUGCAUAUGUGGACCUGAGUGAAAACUAUCUACAGUAUCCCCCUGCUGGCCCAGGGUGAGAACUUCAGUACAUAACAGGCAAGGUAUAAAUAAUAAAUUAUUAUUAUUAUUAUCAUCAUUAUCAUUAUCAUCAUCAUCACAAGGUUCUCUCUUAGAGAAGGCACACUUAAGUUGAUGAGAACCACACAAGAGCUCACAGCCAUUUCAAUGGGGACUAAGAAGGUGAAAUUCCAGUAAAGUGAGACAAACCCAGGGCCGGCCCAAGACAUUUGGACACCUGAGGCAAAAUAGCACCCCCCCUCCCCUUCAGGGAAGAGGAGGUAAGUGAAGAUCUACAUCUGGAUUUGCUGCCCCUGUGAAUCCUUCUGCCUGAGAUCACCUCCCCUUGCCUGGUGGGUGGGCAGCCCCCAUCCCACCCAUAGAGUGCCACCCACUUCCAUCUCCGGCCAUAACCUUCGCUUACAGACAAAGGUGAGGAGUAAUAUAGAGUAAAACAAAGUACCUCUGAGUGUAUACAGAGUGCCUUCUUUCACCAGUGAGCAAGACAUAAUCCAAGUGCUAGCGGCGAUUCAGGUAACAGAAUUUGUUUGUGGGUGGAUUUUUAAAAACAUGAACAGUAAUUUUUAUUAAGGUUUUAUAUAUUGCUAUACAAUAUAAUAAGGGAAACAAAUGCAGAAUAAGACAAAAUAAACAAUCCAUUGUUUGUGGGUGGGGUUCAAAAUAGCAACGCCAUAGAGAAAUGGAAAAGAACUUCUGAAACAUCUCUGGCAUUGGAACAUGAAAUUAAAGAGAUCAGUCUGAGAGGUCAACUCAUUUUAAAAUAUAUCCAGUAACAUAGCCAUGGAAAGACCAGACUCUCUCAGAGAUAUUCUAAGGCCCUUCGCCAAAUGUUCAGCAUCCUUAUCUUUUUAAUCAAGUUUUCUUCCCCUUUACUUAGAAAGAUAUCAGGAAAAGUGUGCAGGGAGUAUUCUACCCAACUGCUCACUAAGAUCUGGUGUACACAUGAAACCAGGUGAGCAAAAAAGGACUAACCCACGCAGUGUAAAUGUACUGGGGUCUCAUUUAACUCAGGUGCUCAGCUUCUGUGCAUGUUUUGUUAGGAUCCCAGCACAGCACACACGCAGGCUAUGGGUCCCUGAUGUGGGGUGGUAGCCCUGUUUGUUUCCAUGCCAACUUUCCCCCAAGGAACUCAAAGCAGUUGCAGGAUUUUCCUUUCCCAAGUUUAUCCUCUCAACAAUCCUGUGUGGUCAGUUAGGCCAAUUGGUUCAAAGUCACCCAUUGAGCUGAAAAGGAUGCAAAUCUGGGUCUCCUCAGUCACAGUCUGACACUAACCACUACAUCACACUGCCAGGCUGUGAACCUCCAGCCUGUGGGCUAAAAAUGACCCACCAGGCCUCCCCAUCCAGCCUGCCAUUUCAGGUGUGGGGCAGCUACCAAUGUAACUAGAAGGAAACAACAAUCACAUGGGGGAUGUGGGGAGCACACCUUGCUCCAAUCGCACCAAGCGGUUUCUGUCGAAACCAGUGCGAAAAUGGAGCAAAAAAGCUCUGUUUUAGCAGCAGUUUCAAUGGCUUGCCACUGUUGGAGCAGCCAAGUGCUCCAACCAAAGGUGAAAGCUGUCUGUGUGUCCACACGUUGCUUGUGGAUAGAACACUUAAUCUUUGCUCUUGACUGGUAAGAGCAGACAUAAUGGAUUAUGAAUAGAAACAGAAAUGUGGGUAAUUAAUUGGCUCCAAAGGAGGCGAGAUAGUCCAAAGAUUUGCUCUGAGAAUAUCCUGAGAACAGGAUAGGUCAGAUGUAGCUAUUCUAGACUACUCUUUGACUCUUAAUGCUGUUUUUCAGAAGCUCUGCCCAGAUGUUCAGCUGUGUAGGCAACUGAACACAGUAAGUUGAGGGGAAGGAAGGAAAGCAGGACUAUUUCAUAGUCACUGCCGAGAGACCAGCUACCUUUGGCUCUCUGCAAUAAUCACCUGCUAGCAGCUGUUCCAGAAAGCUGCAAAGAAGCAAACAGGACUAUUCUUUUACCUCUGCUGACAGAUCAGCUGCCUUUGGUCCCUCGUGGCAGCCAUUCCAGCAGACUACCUGAACUGUUCCCAUCCUGGGUGGUCGUUACAAGAAUGGUAAUAUUAACAACUGAUGCCCAAGCUUGUUUUUUCCUCCCUCCCUCCCUGUGCCCUUUUCCUUAUGUGUUGUGCCUGCAAAAUAGACAGCGAUCCUGUAGUAAGAUACACACCUCCCUGUGUAUGCAAGCAACUUUUUCAGUUUCUUUGUGAGUAGAGUGAAUAUUCUGCACUCAAGGUACCUUCUGUAAUGAGUUGUUAUUUACAAAUGUGUACGUAUGCAAGUUGAGCACAGGUUUUGCCACACUUGAAUCAGCAGUCAGCCUACACACAAGCAAGUGAGGUGUCCCACAAGUGCCUGUGGCUUGGAGUAGCCACCAGCCAUCAAAAGCCAUUAGCUGUGAUCACCCCCCAUACUGAGCUCUGACUCAACAGAAAUGGAUAUUUAAACAUCCAGCCAAAUUGCUGCAAUGUCUGAAAAUUUGUUACUGUGCUAGUUCAGUGGCCAAAAUCCCCCACACUGUGAAAUUAUUUGAUAAAAAUGCUUAUGUAACCAAUUGCAAGAGUGGUCUGCUAGAAAAUAAACAUUUAUGCAAGAAGGCUGCUAUAUUAAUGAAGAAUAGGCAUGGUUUUAAAAGAAAGCAUAAAUUUAUUUUAAGUGCAUGUCUGUGGGGUCCUUGUGAUCUGAACAAGACCUGGAAGAGUCCCAGGGCAAGAAAUCCUUCCUCUGUUCGCUUUCUCAGCAUUCCCUACAUCUUAACCACCUGUUAUUUAUAGCAGAGCCACAUAUGGGUAAAAUGGGAGACAUAGCAGCUGUCAAGCAACAGACCUGCAAGUGUCCCUAUUUUCCAGGGACAGUCCCGGAUUUACAUAAGCCGUCCCCAUUUCUAAUUGGAUCCUGGAAUGUCCUCCUUUUCCUUAGGAUGUGCCUGCUUUCAUCAGAGAAAUGUUGGAGGGUUCUGGCGUGUGUGUUUCAGAGCUCAUCAACACAUCCAUUUCCCCUACCACUUUCCCUCAGGGAAACCCAAUCUUUAGUGCUGAAUCGGCACAAACUGCAACUGAGUUUCCCGCAGAUUGCUGUUUGUUCCACUUCAGAGCUAAAGAGCAGGUUUUCCAGGUGAAAGUAGUGGAGCAAAUGCUAAACCACUCCAACUCGUGCCUAGAUAUUGUGGGACAAGCAGGAAACUGCUUGUACCCAUGCUUUCUAGGAACCGGACAAGCAGAAGUGUGGAAAAGCAGGCUUCUGUACAUGGACUGGGAUCAGUGGUGUAACAUGGAUUGCCAGUGCCCAGGGGAGGGAGGGAGAUGGAGUACGUAUUCACAUUCAACUGCCUAACAGUGUCCAUGACACCCAGGAGAUGGCAGCCACAGAGGUAAUAAAAACGAGUUGUUUCAUUGUCUGGAGAGGUCACUUCCUGGUUCGCAUGGAGAAGCCCAUCAACAGAGGUGCACAGCUGUAUUGAGGCAGCACCGGGUGUUGAAAUUUUGCGCCCCUAGCAAUUUUUCACCCAGGGCAACUGCCCCUAUGGGCCCCUACAUGAUAUGCCACUGACUAGGAUCCACAUGUGCACAUGGUUGCUGUGCCCCAGCACACUUUUUUCUUCUUUGCUGUAUUUGAGAGAUCGGGGACGCGGUAGGGGCCAUUUGGAGGUCUAGUGCACCUCACUGGAGCCUGAACUGGGGUCCAAAAGGUCUACGGUCUGUGUGCCCUGGUGCUUGUCUAGUGAUGCCUCAAGUCCCCUGAGCCUGUUGUGCCACUUCCCACAUGGGUCAAGCCCUUGUUGCUCCUUCCUCUAUAUCAGGCUUCCUCAACCUCGGCCCUCCAGAUGUUUUGGGACUACAAUUCCCAUCAACCCUGACCGCUGGUCCUGCUAGCUAGGGAUCAUGGGAGUUGUAGUCCCAAAACAUCUGGAGGACCGAGGUUGAGGAAGCCUGCUCUGUAUGAUUCUGUGGCAUCGGACAGGUGAAGAGCCCCAUCCAAGGCAGGCACAGAUGUCUCUGGUACCCUGAGGCAUGCCUGCAAGUCGGGAGCCUAGUUCAGAAUCUAUCCAGGAAACCUGAAUUAAUGGCCAUGUGGUUUGUCUAACUUUCCCAGAGGAAUUCUGAAUUAGGCUGGGUGAGUUUGCCUAUCUCUGAAUGCUUUAUACUGUUGGUGGCUUCCUCUUUGGGACUGUGCCGUGACACACUUUGCACACGCUAUUCCUACCGGAGUAAAAGUCUUUAGUUGACUCGCAACCCUUCACGGCGGGGCAAUGAAAUGAGAUGCCGCUAUACUCCGGGCUCUGGGCUUUAUCUUCUGAGUGGUGCAGAGAACACUUCCUAUGUAUCUCUUUGAGAGUUUUGCAUGGCAGAGCAGGUAAGUUCUAUAAACCACACUGCCGUUUUUGUGCUGCAGUUGCUUGUCCUUGUGCUAUUGCUCAGCUAUGCAUUCAGCCAGAAGAUAAUGUAAAUUUUUCGGUAAAAGGGAGUGGGGGUGGUGAAGUUGGGAGAUUCUCCUUCUUUCCCAUCAGACCAAAGCCGCAGUGAAGUCAUUCCUCUGCAUACAUUUGCAGGGCACAUAGUCUGCUUUGAGUUCUUCUGCUGUCAGGGUGGACAACUGAUAAACUAUGUGAGAACUUUGUAAGGGGGAAACCAGGAAAUUACUUAUCAAGCUCCAGCUUUGCAGAGGUUCUGGUGCCAACGUUUGGGGUGGGGAAGGGGGGAAGGCUCGACCAAACGCACAACAUCUGCACACAUUAUAAUCUUGAGGCUCCAGCUGUUCAGAACUCUUUCAAGCCAUGUAAGUGAGGAAAAAACUUUAUUUCUCUGAGGCGAAUUGUCAUUAUUCUCUUGGCUCCUGAAAGCUCUCAGAGAAACCAGAUUCCAAAUAGGUUUGCUAAUACCAGCUCCGGUUUUAACUGGCUUUCUUACACAGCAACACACACCCGUGGGCAUGAUAAACAGCAUACUGUUUUGCUUGUAAAUGUAAUGAUACGCUAGCCUAUUCUCUAGGCAGCAUUUUCUUCCUUUGCUCUUAAAUUAUAGAAAUCUCUGCAUUUGUGGCUUCAGGAAAAGGAUAUCUGAUUUAAUUUUUAAUUUUUUUUUGUCUUUCCAGUGCACACAGCACAAUUUAUUUUCAGAGUAAAGUGUGCUGUUGAUAAACUGCGGAAAUAAGCAUGGUUAUUACAAAGCUGCUUUUCUUGAGAUUGUAGCUUGUGAUUUGAGACAGAUGAAACAUUUUAAGAGACAUAGGGCAGUUUGCUGGAAUCAUUGCUGCCCUUAAUACAAAUUACAUCUGUUUCUGUUCUGCUAUGGGCUCCUGUCAAAUGACUGGUUUUGCAGUUUCUGGUAUGAUUCAGUCAAAUGGGAGACAAUAGCUGAUUCAACCAUUGUUUAUAUGGCUGCAGUAGGUGUCUACUGGUGAGUGUCUGUGACAUCACUAGAUAUCUUCCUUGAGAAGUUUAGGAACAAACAUGUUUGAAGUGUUUGUAUAUGGUCAUUAGUAGCUAUUGGAAGGUAUGGCCCAUUUCAGUAGCCAAUCAGUUUUCUCCAAAAUUUAACUAAGCAAGAUUUCAAUGAUUUAACCUGUUUCAAACUCAGUGAAGUCUGUGGAGCUGGCUUGAGAGCAGUACAUGUGAAAAGGAUCUAGGAGUCUUGGUUGACCACAAACUUGACAUGAGCCAACAGUGUGACGUGGCAGCUACAAAAGCCAAUGCAAUUCUGGGCUGCAUCAAUAGGAGAAUAGCAUCUAGAUCAAGGGAAGUAAUAGUGCCACUGUAUUCUGCUCUGGUCAGACCUCACCUGGAGUACUGUGUCCAGUUCUGGGCACCACAGUUCAAGAAGGACACUGACAAACUGGAACGUGUCCAGAGGAGGGCAACCAAAAUGGUCAAAGGCCUGGAAACGAUGUCUUAUGAGGAACGGCUAAGGGAGCUGGGCAUGUUUAGCCUGGAGAAGAGGAGGUUAAGGGGUGAUAUGAUAGCCAUGUUCAAAUAUAUAAAAGGAUGUCACAUAGAGGAGGGAGAAAGGUUGUUUUCUGCUGCUCCAGAGAAGCGGACACGGAGCAAUGGAUCCAAACUACAAGAAAGAAGAUUCCACCUAAACAUUAGGAAGAACUUCCUGACAGUAAGAGCUGUUUGACAGUGGAAUUUGCUGCCAAGGAGUGUGGUGGAGUCUCCUUCUUUGGAGGUCUUUAAGCAGAGGCUUGACAACCAUAUGUCAGGAGUGCUCUGAUGGUGUGUCCUGCUUGGCAGGGGGUUGGACUCGAUGGCCCUUGUGGUCUCUUCCAACUCUAUGAUUCUAUGAUUCUAUGAGCUAGAAUGCAGUGAGAUGCCCAAACCAUGAUGCUGAUCCUGAUGAUGGGACGCAACUUUAGAAUUGCCCCCUUCCGCUUCCCAUUCCAACUUCCAGCAUCUCAUCUCAAGGAUAGAGCCAGACCCAGGGGCAGCUGCUCUUUGUGGAUCUGGAGGCAACAAGCACGUCUUGGGGGGAAGGCUACAAGUUUCAUCAGUAUCCAGAGCAGAUCAUUACUAAAAUGUAAAGCACUGGGCCUCUAGUCUCUGCUUUUUAAAGCUAACCCUAUUCCCACCACCCAAUUUGAGCUGCUUAAUUUCACUUACUUUUUAUCUCUUUGCUAGUAAUGAGUUUUCACAGCUUCCUCACGUGGGCAGUGCCAUCCUUUGCAUGCUAACUCACAAGUAGGGCCCACUAACUUCAAUGUGACUUUCUUUGUGGUAAACGCACACAGGAGAGCAGCCAUGGCUUGCUCAUUCAUGGAUUUGUGCCCUACGCCACCCACUGCAUAAUCUGCAUGCCUUCCUCUCCCUUUUCUGUUGGAGAACUCUCUACUGAAGCAGACUGCACCAAGCUCCAGAAGGAUGUCUCUAAGCUAGGCCAAACCCUUUCCGUUCACCACUUUCUCAGUUGGGAGAUAUCCUUCUUCUGGAGCCUGACACAGUCAACCUGGUCAACUGGUUCUUCACAGGACCAAGAGAAAGGAGAGAAGUCCACAGGCCGAGGAACUGAUGCACUAAACAAGGUUCUGGAAGAGUGGGCCCAAGAAGAGAGUGAUCCAAGUUGUAAAGUAAUACUUCUUAUUUUACGAGUAUCAGGCUGCCUGUGACUAACCAGGCUGCCUGUGACUAUUGAAUUUGAAUCAAGGCUUGGAAAGAGAACUUUCUCACAGUUUGUAUUUUAAGGAAAUAAAAACUUGCAAACAUUUAAAUAUCUGCACUUUAAUAUUGUAAUGGGUUUGGGGUUAGACUAAGUUGGUUUUGGGGGUCCUUGGACUGUGCGUAACAAUCUUACUGCUCUUACCAUCUUUAUUAUGGAAACACUCUUUAAGAACUGGAACCGGAAAUUUUGCUGAAAUUUAUCCAGAUAUGUGAAAUAUACAAAUAAAAUGGAAAAGGAUACUACACAAAAAUAAGAUUAAUUGGGAAAACUUGAUGAACCAAAUGCAGACAGGCACUUUUCAGUUAUCAAACAGUAUUCACCACCAUUAAAGUAUUUGUGAGAACUGACUAAGUUACCUAUGGGCAAUAGACUCUGAUGAUGAUUUUUUUGGUGGUAUGCUAUUUGUAAGCGGAUUCAUCUUGCAGUUUGAUAGCUAAAAAGUAUGUGUCUAUAUUUGGCUUGCAGGUUUGUAGUUACAAUUUUAUUAUUGUGUACAUAGUACUUUUCCCAUUUUAUUUAUAUAUUUUACAUCUCUGGAUGAAUUUUAGUACAAUUUACAGUGACUGUCUUGACCUUUUAAAAAUUGCUUUUUGUUGUGGUGAGCAGUCUGCACACUUCUUUUUAAUCUGGCAUUUUUAUUAUGGAGCUUGAGCAUUCAUGAGGAUGACGUUUUGUGUAGCAAAAUACGCUUCCAGGCUCUGGGCCUCUGGCUGGAGAGGGGGCUCCUGAGAGUACACAGAGUGUGCUAAUGGGGCUAAUUGCUACCGCGGCAGAGUGGAUGGAAUUUCCAUCUGGAAAAUGGAGCUGGGGGUUCUUAAUUUCCCAAGUGUUUCCAUCCUAAUCUAAACUAAACCUCUUUGUCCACAGCUGCUUUUAAUCAAAUUUAAAAAGAAGGGAGAUCCAAACUUGGCUCUCCAAAGUCUCUUCUAGUUUGAUCUUCAUUCAGUUACACACAGAGACACAGACACACACCGUUUAUAAUAUAAGGAUGAAAAUAAAACUGACUUAUUUUACAGGAUUCUUCCAUGAUUAUUGAAAUGGUACAGUGGUACCUCGCAAGACGAAUGCCUCGCAAGACGGAAAACUCGCAAAACGAAAGGGUUUUUGGUUUUUUGAGUUGCUUCGCAAGACGAUUUUCCCUAUGGGCUUGCUUCGCAAGACGGAAACAUCUUGCAAGUUUGUUUCCUUUUUCUUAAAACCGUUAAUACCCAGGGUGCAUUGCUUGAAGAAGUGCAGUUGCGACUUGACUUCGAGGAGCAACUCAUAGCACGCGGUGUGGUAGCCUUUUUUGAGGUUUUUGAAGACUUUGGUGAUUUUUGAAGCUUUUCCAAAACUUUCCUGACACCGUGCUUUGCAAGACGAAAAAAACCGCAAGACGAAAAAACUCGCAGAAUGAAUUAAUUUCGUCUUGCGAGGCACCACUGUAUAAGCAAAGAACUUUGAACACUCAGAAGUACUAUAGAAGUGUUUGGUAUGGAAUAUUAUCUCAAUAAGCAAAAACAUGUACUUUGGUGUUCAGGGUGAAGUAUUUUCAGUAGGUCCAUAGAUCCUUUCAUCCUAUAUAAUAAAGCUUUCUGAACCUUUUAUUCCUUAUCUGUUUGAUCCAACAGAUGUCCCUUGGUCCACAGAUGGUUAGCCUAUUUAAUUUUCUCUGUAAUCCUCAAAUGCUCUGCUCAGUGCAUUUUCUCUAUGCAGGAAUGUGCUGGUUUGUAUCAUAUAGACUUCAUAUACUGAAUGAAGAGCCCUUCUGACUGGUGAAUGAUGUCAUUUCCUGGCUCCAAAGCUAAUAAGCCACACAUGUCAUAUUGUGUAUUUGCGAUGGUUAGUUUCUUCCUCUCGCUUAAUGCAUGGUUUCCAACUGGCAGCCUUUGCACUGAAAUGCUUCAAUGUGGCUCAAUUCUAGUUAUGCAACCUAUCAAAUAGGAUUUGUUGCGUAAGGAAGUGUUUCACUGGAUAUUAGUCCCCAAAAGCUAUAUUCAGUGAAGAUCCUGAAAUUGUAUUGUUACAACCCAUGCUCCACACCAAAAAGCCCACCAGAAGCUUGGUAAUUAUUCUGUUUUUGUUACAUGCCUCAAAAAAAACCUCAUGGCGGAGGCCUGCAUUUAGCUUGGUGGAUCACACGUGGUGCAGUUCUAUUGGUAAAAUCUCUCACUAUAAUAUUUCUAGUACUCUUGUCAUCACACUGAGCUACUAGGGGAGUGAAAGAGGCACAUAGACUUAACUGAUACUUGGAAGCCGGUCCUUCCGGGAAUCUACCCCAGAUGCUGAAUAGGUCACCUUGGGAGGAAGAGGAUAGGAAGGGGAGGCGCUGUGAUGACCACCCAAGGGGGAGGCUUUCCUCCCUCCCUCUCUUUCUUCCUGACACCAAGGAAGGCUUGAAAAAGGAGAAAGGGAAAUUGGCAGGUGCUGAGGGAGUGAUACCAUUGGCCUUUGGGUGAGAAAGAGGGUGGUCCUUCAGAGAGAGAGUGACCCAUUGGUGGGUUUGAAAGCUGGGGAAGAAAGAGCACAUUGUGAUCUGGAGGAAGGAAUCUGAGGCAGACAAUGAGGGAGAGCAUGUCCUCCCUCAAAGAGGGCACUGGCUAUAUUGGACAGCCACAACACCUGACUGGUAGGUCCCUCGUUGCUGGGUUUAAUCUGGCCACUGGGUGCUGUCUCAACGGAUCGAGGAACCUAUAAAUACCUAUGCACUUGACCCAGAGCUUCCUCUUUUGGCUCGUGCAUUCGGAACACCCGCCCACCUCUCCCUAUAUUUAGGGCAUUUUGUGAUUGACUUUGCUAUGUCGUCGUGUGUCAUCUGUCGUAGGGACAGGGGCACGGCAGGAUUUUUUCCCACUUGGCUGAUUGGCUGUUGCCAUUUGGGUUUCGCCUGCUGCGUAGCAAAUCGUCACAACUUGUAAGGUUGCAGAUAGGCUCUGGUUCAGGUGAUAGGGAUGGGAGAACGGUCUCGCCAUCCCUAUGUGAAGGGUAUUCCAUUAAAGGAAUCCAGGGACUCAGCUUGGUUUGGUCAACCCCCGAGAGGGGGUUGUGCCUGUGUCUGAGUCCAGGGGAGCAUCUGGGGAGUGGACAUAGCCUGUACCCGGGCUUUCUACCUACCUCAGGUGUUCACCCUUGGCUGACCUAUGAUAGAGCUCUGGGUCAGCGCUACCUGCAAGGGUGCAGGGAGCUAGUCAAACCAGAGCCUAUGCAACCACUCACUUUCUGUAAUCAGUAAAGUUGUGGCCUAAAUUCUGCCAAAAUCCAAACUAAAAUUUGAGUCAAAUGUGUUUUUAUUUAGGGGGGAGGUCUCUGGGUCUGAACACGCAAAUAUUGUGGCCAGGAAGAGACACAGAGGCUUGCCUUGCUGUCUGUGCUGAAUCCAAAAUAUGGCCUUGGCUUUGGGGGACACCAAAAGAAACCUAACCAGAGAGCAUGUUCUGUUGGAGCAUUAUGCUGUGUGUUCAGCUCAGCCUAUAAAAAGGUAAAGGGACCCCUGGACCAUUAGGUCCAGUCGCGGACAACUCUGGGGUUGCAGCACUCAUCUCGCUUUAUUGGCCGAGGGAGCCAGCGUACAGCUUCCGGGUCAUGUGGCCAGCAUGACUAAGCCGCUUCUGGCGAACCAGAGCAGCACACGAAAACGCCGUUUACCUUCCCGCUGGAGCGGUACCUAUUUAUCUCCUUGCACUUUGAGGUACUUUUGAACUGCUAGGUGGGCAGGAGCAGGGACGGAGCAACGGGAGCUCACCCCGUCACGGGGAUUCUGUUUGUAAAUAUAACCAUAUAUAACACCACCAUCUCCAGUGACUUUCAUUCUACUACAACCAGACCUGGGGUAUGGCUGUGUCACCCCUGAAAUAUCUCACCACUAAGAAAUCAGGAUGCACAUAAAAGUACAUCUGGGGAAUAGAAGUGUUCUAGGUUUGCAGGGGGGGACCCCCUAAUCCCUAGAAAUUAAUCAAUGGUAUGUUUUUAGUUAUUUGGAAUAUGAAGGGGGAAACACAAGCCGCAGAGGAAUUCCUGGGCUAGCCUGUGCAAAACGACCUGGCCAUUAAGAAACAAUACAGGGCCAUUGAGGGCCAUUGGCAGUGCAAGAGAACUGGCCUUCCCCCUGCCCUGAGGUGUGAACAGAGACAGCAGAUUUGGAAGGCUGCCAGGGUAACUGGGUGUGAGGUGACAGGAAAAGUGAGUCUUUAGCAAUGUGUGCUGGGAAGAAGGCCAAAAAUAAUAAUGACUGGGAUCCAUCUUGGGCAGGCUGGCUGAAGGCAAGCUGAGAAAGAUGACUUAGACUCCAAUGUUGCACUGCUCUCGGGAAUAAGACCUUCUUGAUAUUACCAUGCUGCAAGAUCUGGACUGCCUCCAUCUAAAUUCAGGUGUAAAUAUGUGAAUAAAUCAUAUUUAUUUAUAUGGAUCUGCCCUUGAUCUUUCUGCCUUUCACAUGCAUAUGCAUCCUGAGGGCAGCAGAAAAACAAUGGAAGUUAUCUCAAUGCAAAAAUACAUAUAUGUCUUUGUUUUAGACAUCCCUUGUUUUUACCCACAAGAUUUUGGAAUGGUUGUGAUUGGUCAGCCAAAUCUAGUAGUCUCCCCUCCCCCACCUCUGCAUACUUUCUUCUGCAGUAAAUAAAUGCAGAUUUAAUUUGGUUCCCUAAAGGAUAAUUCAAGACAGGAAUUCAUCCUGCCACAUGACAUGUAUGUUACUGAAGCAUUUGUCUGCUAGGACAGCGUUUUGUUUCUGAACAGAGGCUGUUUAAUUGUAGCAAGAGGAUGAAUGCAUUCAAGCGCCAGGUGGAUUUCCGCUACCAGACAGCAAAGGACAGCUGAAAGAAAGGAGCUCCAAAAUAAAUCCCCUAUACAAUGGAAAGAUGUCAUCAUCCUCAGGUGUUGGCUGCCAAGCUUUUUUUUUUUAGGUCAGUCUGUAGCCUAAAAGAUGAAACUUCAUUGCUUACGUAAAUCACUAAUAAGCAACAGGCCUUGAAGGGGCCGGCAUCAAGUUUGCAGCUCCGCGUGAGGAUGUAGCUUAAAAGGGCUGGCCAGGUGAGCAGGCAUAAGUGGGGUGGCUCAGAUUUAUGACUUGAUAAAUGCCUGGAAAAUUGGCUGAAUAGUGAUGGAGUGGGGUGAUCUAGAAAUUGCAGGCCCUUCACUCCCAAACGUCCCAUUUUUUCCUCUCUCUCAAAGCCCUACCUCCUUUCCUUGUCCUCAACUCACCUACUGUCAGGAUGCUGUCAGCGGCUCCCGGCUGGUUGCCCAGGAAAGUAUAAAGACAAGGAAAAGUUUAUUACAGUCCUUUUUUAUUCCAAUCUUUACAGAGAGAGGCUAUAGAACCCAGCCUCUUGGAUAAUGGCGUCGUCCUGAGUGAAUCUCCACCCCCCCAUCUCUCCCACUUCCUCAUUCGUCUCCUCUACAGUUGCUGCUACGGGCCCUCUGUCUUUCAGCUCUUUGCUCUCCUACUUUUAAGGCUCACCGGGUUCUGGGAGAUGGAGGGUCUGGAAUGCUUUCUAAAGCCAACAUGUCAGCUGGGUGUUGUUCCAGCUCUCCCAUGAUUUCCCAGCUUCUCCCCUCAUCUGCCUCUGAGCUGCCACCUCUCUCAAACCUUCCUCUUCCUCCUCCCUGGAAGGGUCAGGAUGGGGAGCCGGUCUCCACCAUUCCUCCUCUGCCCAGUCCCUGACUCCUGCUGAGGCUGGGUGCUGAGGCUAGCCUCUGUCCUUGUGGGCAGCUGUGGUGCUGUUGCCUUCUGCAGCCAGCAAAAGAAAUAUCGCUGGGAGAAAUAAUUGAGACUGGAAAUAUAAGCUUGGGUCCCAAGAUUCCCAUACAAGAGUGGAAGGAACUUCUGCUGGUGAACUCAGGGGUAGGAUCACUGAUUCCUCCCUCUCUGCACCUCCAGAAAGCCCUGUCGCCCUGUGUUGCAUGGUUCUCUGGAGAGAUUUUAAGCCCUAUAUGUGCAGGUGCAACAGCAGAGCAGAUUCAGCAUUCCUCCUGACCACAAGUAGGAGUGCCAUGGAAAUUCUUAUGCUAUCCCCAGAGGCAGUUCGGAUUCCUGCCACUACCUGCAGUUUCUUGUCAACAUAUGGAGACUUAAUGGAGCCAAGUAAAAUGAGGAGGAAGAGGGGGAAGACCUGAUAUUGUCUGUUAGACUUUGUAAAAGCUGCUGUGUUUGUGACUGGAAUGCUGUCUGUAUUGUGCUUUGCCAUACAACCUGGAGUGCCAACUUGAAUAAAAUAUUGGGGGCACGCAGGUAAGCAUCACCCUGCAUAAUCGAUCACAUGAUGAAUGGCAAUGCCCAUCAAUUUUGGGGAGGCCUCUCAAAUAUUUUAUGGGGGGGGGGAGCUAAAGACCCCUUAGCCUCCAGAAAUUGGCUCCUACACUCACAACAUUUUCUACAGUCACUCUUCUGCGAUAAACUAUUUCUUUUCAUACUUGGUAUAUUAUUCUUCAGCGAUGAGGUCAGUUGUACUGCAGUGCUUCAACAUGUGUAUUUCUUUUAAAUGAAGAUUUCAUUAAAAGCUAAUUAUGAUCAAUUAGAUUCCGAUUACUGUGAAUGGGGCAGGAAAAUAAAAAAAUGCACUUCUAAGGUACUGAGGGGUCUAAAUGACCUCAACAUGGUAAACUGUCACUUAUACUGGUGCAGCUAUAUGAUUAUUGCUAUUAUUAUUAUUAUUAUUAUUAUUAUUUACUGAAGUCUCCUCUCCCCCCGCCACUCCCAAUCUGAGUAAGGAAUAUUAGAAAAAGAGAGACAUUAAGGUACCGUGCUUUUGUUGCUUGAGGUAUGGCAGUAACUAGUUAUCCAAUGUACCUCUGAGUAUACUUGAGCAAAUUCUUCAACUGCCUGCUAUAUAACUGAAACACCAUGGUGCAUCUGUAGCAGCGAAACCAGGCACCUUCACCUGCCCCAGAUGUAACAUAACAUGUCUCUCCCAUAUUGGUCUCUACAGCCACAGCAGGUUCUGUAACUCUCCAAUUGUUUGACUUUACAUCUAGUGGUGCAAACUUCCAUUGUCUUUCGAGACAGGCAGAUAACAGUAAUUGUCUGGAAUCUCUUGCUUUCAGUCUGCUAAAUUAUAUCUUGUGUGAGGAUGUAUAGACAUAGGGACUGAACCACAAUGGAAGCAGAAUCCGAUACAGUGUCUUAUUGAUAGCAUGUUUUACUGAUAUGCAUGUUUAGAGCUCUACAACAAAGCAAGCCCUGAGCAGGGCAACAAAUUGAUACUUCCUAUUGUCCUGCAGUUUCCCCACAGGAAAAACCACUCUUUAGUGCCCAGCUGGAGCAAAUGGGCAAUUUGGGUUUCCUCUGGAUUAGCAUUUGCUCCCAUUUAGCCCUAAAGAGCAGGUUCUCUCUGGUUUGUUGUCCUUAACCCUACAAGGGCUACUUUAACUACUGAAGGCAACAAACCUCUGAAUAUCAGCAGCCGGGAAAUGGGGAAGGUUCUGUUGUGCUCAGGUCCCGCCUCCUGGCUUCUCACAAGCAUCUGGUUGGCCACUGUGAGACUAGGAAGCUAGACCAGAUAUGCCACCAGCCUGAUCCAGAAGGCUUUUCUUAUGAAACUCUACUCACAUUUUUAAUAUCAGACCUGGUGUUGAUGAAACUCAUAAAUUCGCAGCUUUUGGCUUAGUACCUAGAUCUUAUUUCACUCAGCUCUGAUGUGGCAGAUACUGUCUCCUUAAGACCACCUGGUCUAAAAAUGGCUUUAAGGCUUUGGAUCAUUGGUCUUUGGUGGGUGGGUUGGGAUCUACUCACUGAGCUACAGAGAGCUGCUACAGCAGCACAACCACCGUACACUACAAAUACAUGGUAAAAAAAAAAAUUAAGAGAGUUCCCAGGUGCAUGUUUGUGUUAAAUGUGGGUUCUGGCCUGAGAAGGUGGAAGACCAGUGCUCUAGAUUACCGGUAUAUUUAAUGUGGCAGUAGUGCAGCAGUUUUCUAAGCUUGGGAGCCCUGGGUUUUCUUUGCGUUCAUGCUCAGUAUUUUCUUUUCUGUUCAUGUACAGAGGCAGAUGACAAUUUAGCUGGUUGCUGCCUAGGUUAGUUCCAGAGACCACUUAUUCUUCAUAGCUGCCAAGGGCUUCUAUGACCUCACUGAGGACAUGAAUGCUUUGAGAAGGCUCUCUUCAGCUUCCAAAUGGAGCAGCUUCUGGGUAGCAGCCAUGGGUUAUUCCUAUGCAACUCUUUCCUUAGCUGGCGUUGGCUUACAAAGAACUAAUCAUUCAAAUGAUUGUUUCCAUUCAUUCACUUCCUCCUUAUGCACACACAUAACUCUUCAACUCAAUAAGCUUUCAGGGGAACUUCACAGCUUCCACAGUUUAUUCAGAUUCCCCACCAAAUUUGCCAUAGGUUAUGAGGUUUCUUCUUUUGCAAUUUCCCCAGCCCAGCUCCCCCCUCUUUUACACACAGAUUCCCUCUCUGCUGAAGGGGUAUGGAAAGGGUGGGGAGAAUACAUUGCAGAUAUCAAUAUUGUGCAGCUUGAAGCAAUUGGAUGCAUAAAAACCAACUCCUCUUGGGGAAAAAAUUGUCCAGACCUAUAAAUAUUAUUCAAACCACAACUGCUUCAAAACGGGUACAAAAACAAAUCAAUGACACCUCCAAAUAGUUCCAUAAGACACGUGCUUGGCCUUAGUCACUUAAUUCAUUUCAGGGUGUGUCUCAGCUCCAGACCCUCCAAGUGUCCCUAUUUUCCAGGGACAUCCCUGAUUUAGACAAGCUGUCCCAGUUUCUGAUUUGAUCCUGGAAUGUCCCACUUUUCCUUAGGAUGUUCCUAUUUUCAUUGGAGAAAUGUUGGAGGGUAUGGAGUUAUACAACCCCCUGAGCCAUCUGAAGGCAAUCCUGUUUAAUGUUUUAUUACGUUUUCAUAUGUUUUGGAAGCUGCCCAGAGUGGCUGGGGCAAUCCAGUAAGAUGUGUGGGGUAUAAAGAGUAAAAUUAUCAUUAUGGAAUGGGACGUCCCUAUUUUCAUCGGGGAAACGUUGGAGGGUAUGCAGCUGUAAAGCAAGGCCAAUGAUCUCCAUACGGUGUAUGGCUAAUACAAUCGGAGUGAAUGUAGUCUGAGCUGUGCCUUGGAACCAUCCGCCUGCAGGCACGCUGAGCACCCACUUUCUGCUGGUGACAAAUCUGGGACUUCCGGGUCAGCGCCAUUGGUGAAUGGCGGAGUUCCUCCAACCGGAGGAACGGGCUCCGUGAAAACUGGGUCUUCCCGCCGCGGCGAAGGUGGGGAUCCGCUAGAAAUCCCAGGCGGAGGAAGCCUGGGAACGUGGGGUUCGGCAGGGCACCAGAAGCGCCCCCCUACUCGCGGGGAAUCCCAUCUAGGGGCUCCAGAGCGAAGUGGGGUGAGAAGCGCGGUGCUACGAACUGACUGCUACUUUCACGGAGUGAAGCCGCACAGCCAUUGCCAGAGAGCACUGACUUUUUCCUGUGGACAAUUGGACUUAAAACAAGUACCCGUGAGUAGAAACGGAAAAUUGGAUCAAGAAAUUGCUUUAAUUUACACCACAAAGAACUCAUAACCCACCUACUUUCAGCAGCCAGAAACACCAUAACCAGACACGGGAGAGACCUGUCAGGAGUAAGCAUGGACCAAUGGUACCAAAUAGUAUGGGAAACAGCCCUACUAGAAAAAUUAACUAAUAAACUGAAACUGACACAGGGACAAACAGAAGAAGACACCUUCACCCCGGUAUGGCUCCCCUUUAUCACAUACACAGCCCAACAGGACAAUGACAAUAAUCCGCCAACAGCAUACAAAUCAAUAUGGCUAACCUGAUCCAAAACACCCACCCACCUCACUCACACACGAAAACAAAGAUCACCACAGCCAAUCACAAGCAGACAAUCACACCCUAGGCCAACCCCAACCUCUCUCACCACCAAAGGAACACAAGUGAACCACACAAGCACGCUGACACCAAACUCUACAUACAUUAAGCAUAAUAGAAACACCGCUACCCGACCCCACCCCCAUCCGUCUCCCCUCCCUCCACCCCCUUUCGUCUUCUUUUUUUUUCUUCUUUUUUUUCUUCUCCCCCUAAUGCCUCAACAAAUGAAACGGAUUUGUAAAAAUGUUACAUGGAAAAAAAAAUACGAGGCAUUACACUUACACUGUAAACAAGAAAACCCUUAAUAAAAUAUUUUUUUAAAAAAGAAAUUGCUUUAAUUUGGUAACGAAGCGGGAAGGUGCAAACAGGAAGUCCGCCUUCCGUUUCUUUGUAUAUAGACUAAAGCAAAAAUUUUGCAAGCUAAAGCCGGGAAGCUGUCAAAAAAGGACUAAAUUUCCUUCAUUUAGAACCACUGAAACCCCCCUUGGAAGCAGGAGAAAAGGGGGGGGACUCUGUUUAACCCUAGCAGGAGAGGGAGUGAAGAAGGAUAAGUUUCCAUCGUCUCUAACCUGGGAACGGGGUGUCAGAGACAGAAACUGUUGCUGAGGUCCAUUGACAGUGAAUGUAACACUUUGACAGAUAGCUAAUGAAGAGAAACAAGUUGAUUCUAAUGUUGCCUUUUGCAUCUUAAAGAAACAAAAUAUCUGAAAAACGUCUGAAAUAUCUGAAAAAUGGAAUUAACUUUCCUUUGUCUUUAAAAAGAAAAAGGCUACAAGUACAUUGUCUCCUCUAGAGGGAGCUUGCUAAAUUGUUGUUGCAGCAUAUUUGAGACCCAACAUCUGUGAGAUUAAGACUGUGGGAACAGACUUUUUCGACCUUGAACAAAGAUGAGCUGGGAGAAAGACUGGUUGCUUGCUCUAUGUAAGACAAAUGCUUUGCUGGAACAGAUGCAUGAAAAGAUGGACUUGAUGAAUGAGAAAAUGGAUUUGACUGUUGUGGUUAAUAACAUUGAUACAGAAAUCAUCCAAGAACCAACCUAUCAAUCUGUACCGACUGGGCAAGUGCAGUUGACAAUGGAGGAGGAUGUGGCUGCACCUCAAAUAGUACAAAUGGAGAGACCCGAGGCCCUACAGGAGCAUAAGCCACUGUUAUUGAAGAUUGAAGCUGGAGUGGGCCAAGGGGAGUCUGGAGAUGAGGAGACUGCUAGCUUUGGAGAGAUUUUGAAAUUUGAUUUUAAAUCCAUUUUGGAUUACAUCGAGGACUGUGGGGAGUGGGACUGUGGGGAAUGGGUGAGCUGGAUGAAGGGUGAUGGAGACAGUUUUGGGUUGGAAUCCCCCAGAGACCUACUCCUCAAUGAGAAAGGAAAGAAACUAAGACAGAGACCAACAAGAGACAAGGAAAAGGGCAAGUACAAACAAGAUGAAGAAGAAUUGCAGAAGGGACAUGGAAGAGAUUUAAGGGCCUCGGACAUAAGGCUUCCAGGUUGAUGGACUAGACGGAAUGGACAAUAAGGACAAUAAGGACUGACAUGACCCGAGACCAGGAAGAAGAGACGCUGGAUGAUGAUUGGAAGAGAAUUUAUAAUGGAAACUUUUUAUUUUAGAAUCAGCUAAUGAAUAUUAGUGAAAUUGUGGGAAUGAAACUAUACGACUCUAGCAGAAAUGAUAUUAGGAGUUAUGUAUAUUUGAAAUUUAAGAUUUAAGUUUUAAGGCACUUAGGGGUAAGAUAAGGUUAAAUAAAUUAAGGUAAUCUGAAUAAUAGAAUAUGGGGAAAGAUGGUAAGGAUUUGUUGAGUUAUUAGGUUAAAUUGUCAAGACAAAUUUUAUAACAAGAAUUGAGAAAGAUGGAAAGAAUUUGCUGAAAUAAUUACUAAACUAGAACACAAAAACGGAGGUGUGAGGAGGUCAAUGAAACAAGCAAAUGGAAAUUAUGGACAUGUAAUUUGGGAUUUGUGGGUUUUUUUCUCUUUUUUCUUCUUUUUUACUUUUUUUAUUGCUGUAUUGUUAUAUUGGUUUUCACAUUUUGUGCUUUUCUCUCCUUUUUAUUGUCUUCUUUUUCUUUUUUCUUUUUUUGUAUUGUAGUGUUGUUUGCUAUUUUUUAUUUUUCUUGUAAUUUUGAAAUUAUCAAUAAAUAUUAUUAUUAUUUUUUUUAAAAAAAGACAAAUCUGAGUGUGGUUUCUAUUGGCCCAGCCAUAGAACAAGCUCUCAGUUGUUAAAUGGGGCUGUUAUAUCACAAAUUAAGGCAGCACCCCUGUCAAAUGCUAAGUGGGGCAAAGCUGUGCUCUAGCUAGGGAAGUGCACCCAUUGGCCCCACUCUGGCAACGGUGCCUUGCUUUGCCUUGCUCUUUUCACCAUCUGGGGCCGCGCCAUGUGAAAUGCUUGCAUGAAUAUCUAACUCCCAAUUUCUGCUUAUGAUACUUUGAUGCCAGGUAGCGUUGAUCCAGCCAUUGCCUGCCAAGCCACUUCUCUGAGGUGCUUGAAUCUUAUGCCUAGCCCCGCAAACUCAUGUGCUAAGAGUGUUCCUACUUUGACGGUUAAACUUGGAGGAUGCAAGAAUGUUGUGCUCCUAGAAGUGCCAGAAUCAUGAAUCACUUUGAAGAGUCUUGGACUUGUCAUUCCCAUGUUGUGCAUGUGUCAAAUCUUAAUACACAGAAAUUCAGACUGCUGGCCUGUAGUCUUAAGCAUGUAUAUCUAAAACUAAAUUUAUUUUUGCUGAAAAGAAUGGGGUUUCCACCCAAAUAAAUGUGUUUAGGAUCAGGAUACCAAUAUUAUAUAUUUCUAGCUCAGCUUUUGAUACCUGUUUAUUCUCCCUUUCCAGAGCAGCUUUUUGUGAAGGCUGUCAGUUUCCUUGUGAUGAUAGAGCAUGAAGGCUUGCACUAAUUCAUUUGGUUUAUUUACAAAGCAGGAUGAGGACCAUAGAAACACCAAGACAGAAUAUAUUUAAAGUGGUGGUGGAGAACCUGUGGCUCUCCAAAUAUUGUUUGAUACAUGGCUACUGACCAUUCCGACUGGGACUGAUUGGUGGGAGGUGCAGCCCAUCAACAUAUCUUCCUCAUCACAAAUUUAAAGCACCAUUACUUCUCCCCAAAGUAAAUAUGACACUGAAGCCCCUGCCAAGCUCCUUCAGUGCUGGCUUCAUUCCAUGUGCCAAAAUGGUUCCUUCAGCCAGUGGGGUUUGUCAGAUAACUGGCAGUUAAUAGGCAUCAGUGACUUAUAUGGCAAGUAUGUUCUAGCCAUCAGUAUCUAUUGAGGAAGCAUUUUAGGUAUUAGCUAAACAAAAUCUGAUGGGACGUGGGUGGCGCUGUAGGUUACACCACAGAGCCUAGGGCUUGCCGAUCGGAAGGUCAGUGGUUCAAAUCCCCGCGAUGGGGUGAGCUCCCGUUGCUCGGUCCCUGCUCCUGCCAACUUAGUAGUUUGAAAGCAUGCAGUGCAAGUAGAUAAAUAGGUCCAGCUCCAGCGGGAAGGUAAACGGCGUUUCCGUGCGCUGCUCUGGUUCGCCAGAAGCGGCUUAGUCAUGCUGGCCACAUGAACUGCAAGCUGUUCGCCGGCUCCCUCAGUCAAUAAAGCGAGAUGAGCGCUGCAACCCCAGAGUUGUCCGCGACUGGACCUAAUGGUCAGGGGUCCCUUUACCUAAACAAAAUCUGGGAGAGAAUGGCGCCAUUACAAUACUUUGUUUCAUUCUAUUGGCCUCAAUAUGCUUCAUCGUUCCCUUUAAGAAAUCCUUUUUAUUGUGGAUUUGUGAUGAUUUGUGCUCAAGAUGGUGCUGGGGCAGUUAUAUGUGAUCCCACUUUCAAUGUUUUUUCUGCAUGCAAAUGGUUCAGGGCAGACAUACUGCUUCGUUUCCCAUCCGUGCAUGUCCUUAACUUCCUGCUAAAGUUGUGCUGUGCAGUGUUUUAUAUCACAAAUGUUCUGGGGUGGGUGGGCUCUGUUUUCAUUGUGUUAUAUGGGGCAAGUGCACCCUUCCAAAGCAGACAUGUUUCUGUUUCCACACCAUUCUCUGCUUUUGCACUGUCCAUGCAUAGAAUUGGAUCUUUUCUCUUACUGGACAAUGAUUUGCUCCUUAAAUCUUUCAUUGUUUAUCCUCUUUCCUGGUCCACAAAGCUGUCAGUUGGAGUUUUGUUUAUAUGACUUAUCCAUAAUGUUUGGAAUUCACACUUAACUUGGCAGACAUCCCCCAGUGUGGAGAAAAAUUGCAGCAUUUGAAUGAGGUGGAAGUUCAGUGUCCUGCAGACUCUGUCAGCAAGUCUUUUUGUGGUUUGAGUGAUGUUGGGUUUCCUUUGGCUUUUGAAAAAAUCCAUAACCACAGAACUGGAUGGCAACAUAGUGGAAUACCAAUAUGGUGAAAAAAUUAAUUGUCUCUGCCUUGAUUUCAGCCCAAGUUUUCAGCGACAGAAUGCCAUGAGCUUAUGCCAGCUAUUUGGUGGUCUGUAUGAAUCACUCUAUCUAGCAAGCGACAAUGCAAAAAAUAUAUUUGUGCCACCAUGUCGUAAUUACUUUACUGUGAUUAAUGGCUAUUACCAGAUGUUAAGUAUUGUGUUCCAAAUCCACACCACAAAUCUGAAAAUAUGAUAUUUUAUCUUUCUUCUUUGCCAUCCUUUACAUUAUUGCCCACAUAUUUCCCCCUUGAAGCAUACGUAGUUCUGUCACUGGUGCCAGGGUCAUGCAGACACAAAGGAAUCCCAAAUUCUGCACCAAGAAAAGGGAAAUUAUGUGAAUUGUAUAAAAUGUGCAUGCAGGGAGAGGUAGCUUAAGAGUAGUGAUACAUAAUUUAAAGUGCUUCAGCUAGUUAUGGGAAGAGGCAAGGAAGCACAUCUCUUAGAAAUCUUACUCAGCCAACUCUUUGGCAUUAGAAUUGAGUAGACAAUGAAGAAGUGCACCUUCAGAGGUGACGUCAAACUGUUGGAAGGUGCCUGCUGUGGCUGUAGAGACCAAAACAGGAGAGACAUGUUUUGUUGCAGCUAGGGCAGGUGAAGGCGUCCGGUUUUGCUGCUACAGAUGCACCAUGGCGUUUCUGCUCUCUGCACUCCUUCCAGCGGUCAUUCCUUCUCUGGUCACUCUGGAUACAUGGUCUGACUGUCUGUUUCCAAGCACUGCGGUCGUCUGCAAGGGAUUCCCCUUCCCUGACACCUGCAUAGGAAAGGACCCCCAAAACACACAUGGGUACUGUUGACUCAUUUGUGGCACAGGAAGUUCAGUUGGUUGCAACAGCUUAGUCUGUAUCAGCUUUCUAGAGUGAGAACGGAAGUGUAUACUAAACUGUGUAGGGGAAAAGUGGUUUUGUCAGCUGAAGGAAGGUGGUUUUAGGAAAGCACUUCUAGAGAUACAGAUGGAAUUUGCACCGCAGACUAAAAGAGAAGGUGCUGGGACAUUAACAAGCAAAACCAUGUUAUACAACUGUGUCUGGGAUGCUUUGCUUACUGUGAAUAAAUGGGCAGCUGAUGAGUGUUCAGGGACUUCCACAAAAGUACCACCAUGUUUCUUGAUAUCCAUUAAUCUUUUGCUAGCCUCUGGCUGUUUCAAAGCUACAAUUUCUGCUUUAAAAAACCCAGAUUAUUAGGAAGCCAACAAUUUUCAUCUAAGAAAAGGAAAAGAGAAACGGCAUGAAUGCAGUUUUGCAGUUGAAAUCAGGGAGCAUCAGGGGUAGGCUGAGACCUUAGCAAGUGUUGACUAAGACUAGGGUGCAGAGUUGGAGCACUGUAGACUUUGGCGGAGGGGAUCUGUUGCAGAAUGAGCAGCUUUGCUGCCUGAUUUGAUGAGUCCCCUUCCAACAGAUUGUGCUUCAAUAUUUGUAAAUAAAACAAAUAUUUGUUAAUAAAGCAAAAAAUAGACUAUAACUCUCCAGUGCUAUCUCAUAUAAAGGAAGCUAAGUACUUCAACCCUGGAUUUCUCACCCAUGAGAGAAACUGAAGCACAUAAUGGCAGAAUAUUUUUUUGCUUAGCUGGUUUUGCCAAACCACCAACUUAAAACAACAGCAGCAAGAUUCCAUGCAUAUGUUGUGAGUCAUGUACUGGACCUGUUGCUCUAUAUUCCUCCUUAUAGAAUGAGUAUGGAACAAAGAUUGUUUGGUCUACAAUUUCAUCUGUAUUAAGUGGUACCUCCUGCAGCAAAAGCAUUAAUUCUUGUUUUGGCUACAACAGCUGAUCAGAUUUUAGUGGCACUUAAGCCUGCAGGGGAGAACUGCACAAGAGCCCAUGAUGCAUCCAUUAUAUUCAAUUUUACUGCUUUUAAUUUUAACGACCAGUAAAGUUGUCCCACCUCCGGCAUUCUAGAACUGAGAUGUAGAAAUGUCACUGUAGUCGUGCCGCUUUAAUAACAGAACUUGCCACAGUUUGAAUGACUGUUUUCAUAAGUAAAAUUUGGCAGGGGUUCUGUAUUUGCUAUAGAAAAUAUUUGACAUUUCAGACAUUUGUAUUUCACAUGUUUGAAAGCAGUUGACGAGACAUCUAACUUCCAAGUUCUGCGGUGCCUGAGUCAAGAAAAAUACAACCAACUUGUUCAAGCACAGGUCUACAUGCCAAAAUACUUUGAUGAUAUUAUUUGCCUAUUAUGUGAUCAAAUGAAUUGAAGCGAUUUUAUGAGGGGAAGGAGUAUUGUAUAUUGGGAAUGAGUUAGAUUGGUUAGAUUGUGGAAACAGAACUUCGAAAGGCUGGUAGACAAGUGAGCCGCCAUUGCUGAAGGUGCUCAUCUGAUUUAUUCCAACCAAAUGGCCCUGUUUGGAUAUUUACCCGGCCAAAUAUCCUAAUUCUGAGACAAGGGAGCAAUCAGUGCAGUGGCAGCUGGUGCCCUUGGAGCCUGACAGGGCAGAGGGCAGAGAGACCAACAGCAGAUUCCAAAAGAUUUUUAAAAGUAUUCAUGUACGCCACCACCGCAGCAAGAGUUGUGAUUGCACAGAACUGGAAAAGGGAAUGUUUACCGACCAAAAAACAUUGGUUGACCAAAUUAAUGGAGUACAUGGAGAUGUACAAGUUGACUGGGCAGAUAAGAGAUCAAACAAAACAAAAAUUUAAAAAAAGAUUCAAACAUAUUCAAACAAUAUUUGAAAGACUAUUAUGGGGAAGUUGAAAUUUUGACUGGUUUAGAAUAACUCCUGUAAGAAUAAAAUACUAAAAUAUAGCGGAAAAUCAGGAAAACAAACUCAUAGACGUGUUAAGAGAGGCAUUCAAAUAAGUACAAGUGAGGACCCAAGUAAGAAGGGGAGGGAAGUCAAGUAUAAAAGGAAUACGAAUGACUCAAGCAAUUAAGCACAAACUUUUGUUUUUGUUUUCUUUACUUUUUAUUAUUUAGAAAUACAUGUUUUGCCAUGAACGUAAAUUAAAAGAAACCAAUAGAGAUGAUUUGCAGAGAGAGAGAGAGUUGAUGACCGGCAGAGCUGAGAGAUUCUACCUAGCCCCUUCCUCCUCCCUGCUGAGUUCUACAAGCGGCCACACAGAAACUAAGGGGAAAGAAGUCAAUGCAAUAGCGGUGGAGGCAAUGGCUAUUGGUUGUAAGUCAAGAGAGAGGUGGGUGCUGACUGAGGGCAGUUUCAGCUAACUGGGAGAGUGCUCUGUUUGUCCUGAAGGCAGGGGGUGGCCCGUCCCAUUUUGCUGCCUGAGGCGAAAUGGGAAGGUGCCGCUCCUGCCCACUGCUGCUCCCUCCCUCCCUCCCCACUGCUCUGUUUACUGGAAGCAGCGGCUUCUGAUGAGAUCUCACAAGACUUCGUGAAACUGUUGUGAGAUCUGGCCAGAAACUGCCACAUCUCUGGCAGGGGCAGCAGGGCACCCGUGGGGGCACCAACCCGUGUGAUUCCACCACCAGAGACAGCUGCCUCAGUCCGCCUCAUGGGUGGGCCCUCGGCCUAAAGGAUCCUUCUCCAAUGAACACAGGCCUGAGAUGCGUCCAACGGGGGCGGGGGGGUUGACGUCACACAUGUGCAUGAUGUCACACGUGUUGCACGGGAGAACUGUUGUAUCAGGAGAGGCCGUCCAGGCCUCCUCCUGAUGCGACAUUCAUGUGCCAGGUCAUGCUAGUCUGUGCACUGUCUCCUGAUGCUGUGGGGCCCAGGGCAACGUCCCACCAAGCGUCCUCUCCCCCCCCCCAAGAUUAAGGGGAGCUGAGCCCCAUCCUAGAUGACAUGGGGGGGGGAUGUAGAGGCCUCAGCCGCAUACAGUUGGCAUACCUGCCACUGAAUCAGCCCCCUUCCACACCCCUCUGCUGUGGUUCCCCACCCCCCAUUACCUGAGGCUAGAGGCUAAUAAUAACAGAGACACCUUAUUUCUGUGGUUUAAAGCUGUUUUAAAAUGUUUAAUAUUGUGCCUUAAUUGGUGAAACCUGCCCUGGAAUCUUAUGGUGAAGGGUGAGUUAAGUAAUAGUAGUAGUUGUCAUCAUCGUCAUCAUCAUGAUGAUAAAGAUAAUAAUGAUGAUAAUAAUUAUGACAGACCAUCCAAGUGUCCCUAUUUUCCAGGGACAUCCCUGAUUUAGAGAAGCCGUCCCAGUUUCUGAUUUCCCGGAAUGUCCCACUUUUCCUUAAAGGUAAAGGGACCCCUGACUGUUAGGUCCAGUCACGGACGACUCUGGGGUUGUGGCGCUCAUCUCGCUUUAUUGGCCGAGGGAGCUGGCAUUUGUCCACAGACAGCUUCCAGUUAAUGUGGCCAGCAUGACUAAGCCGCUUCUGGCGAACCAGAGCAGCGCACGGAAACGCCGUUUACCUUCCCACCGGAGCAGUACCUAUUUAUCUACUUGCACUUUGUUUUUGUUUUUUUGGUUUUUUUCACCUUUAUUUUUUUUUUAAUGAUUUUUAUUAAGGUUUCAAUAAAAAGUUAAACAGAAAAACAUAAAAAAGAAAUACAUAAAUACACAAUAUAUAAUCCAAAAAAAGAAGAAAAACACAGAGAACAGAAAACAAAAAAAGAAACAGAACAAUUAAAAACAAUAUCACCUUUUCAUUUCCGUUUUUAAAUUUACUUAUUUUCUGGACUUCCUCAUACCUCCCUCUUUUGUAUUCCAGUCCAAAUUGUUUGUCCAGCAAUUUCUUUUCCACUUUUUUUAAUCCCAAUCUUUAAUCUUAAUGUAAUAUAGCAUUAAAAUUUUACCUCUUAAGUACCAAAUUUCCAUUUCCUUAAACUUCUUUAAUCCUAAUCUUUAAUCUUAGUCUAUCUAUAACUUUAUCCUGUACAGCUGGAAACCACUUAUUUUCAAUCCAACAUCACUCUAACAUUCUUUAAUUUUGCAGUGUUUCUGUAGAUAAUCUUUGAAUUUCUUCCAAUCUUCCUCCACCGACUCUUCUCCCUGGUCACGGAUUCUGCCAGUCAUUUCCGCCAGUUCCAUAUAGUCCAUCAGUUUCAUCUGCCAUUCCUCCAGCGUGGGAAGUUCUUGUGUCUUCCAAUACUUUGCGAUGAGUAUUCUUGCUGCUGUUGUUGCAUACAUAAAGAAAGUUCUAUCCUUUUUUAACACCAUUUGGCCGACUAUGCCCAGGAGAAAGGCCUCUGGUUUCUUAGGGAAGGUAUAUUUGAAUACCUUUUUUAAUUCAUUAUAUAUCAUUUCCCAGAAAGCCUUAAUCUUUGGGCACGUCCACCAAAGGUGAAAAAAUGUACCUUCAGUUUCUUUACAUUUCCAACAUUUAUUAUCGGGCAAAUGAUAGAUUUUUGCAAGCUUGACUGGGGUUAUGUACCACCUGUAUAUCAUUUUCAUAAUAUUCUCUCUUAAGGCAUUACAUGCCGUAAAUUUCAUACCUGUGGUCCACAACUGUUCCCAGUCAGCAAACAUAAUGUUAUGUCCAACGUCUUGUGCCCAUUUAAUCAUAGCCGAUUUUACCGUUUCAUCCUGAGUGUUCCAUUUCAGCAGCAAGUUAUACAUUCUUGACAAAUUCUUAGUUUUGGGUUCUAACAGUUCAGUUUCUAAUUUUGAUCUUUCCACCUGGAAGCCAAUUUUCUUGUCCAAUUUAAAUGCCUCCAUUAUCUGAAAAUAAUGAAGCCAGUCUCGCACUUUGUUUUUUAAUUUUUCAAAACUCUGCAAUUUCAGUCUAUCUCCAUCUUGUUCCAAAAUUUCCCAAUAUUUCGGCCAUUUGACCUCCAUAUUGAGCUUUUUCAAGGCUUUCGCUUCCAUUGGUGACAGCCACCUUGGGGUUUUAUUUUCUAACAAAUCCUUAUAUCUUAUCCAAACAUUAAACAGCGCUUUCCUGACAAUGUGGUUUUUAAAUGCUUUAUGUGCUUUGACCUUAUCAUACCAUAGAUAUGCAUGCCAUCCAAAUACAUUGUUAAAACCUUCUAGGUCCAAAAUGUCAGUGUUUUCAAGAAGUAGCCAUUCUUUCAGCCAGCAAAAAGCUGCUGAUUCAUAGUAAAGUUUGAGGUCUGGCAGGGCAAAUCCACCUCUUUCCUUUGCAUCCGUUAGUAUUUUAAAUUUUAUUCUGGGCUUCUUGCCCUGCCAGACAAAUCUAGAAAUAUCUUUCUGCCACCUCUUGAAACAAUCCAUUCUGUCCACAAUUUGCAAAGUUUGAAACAAAAACAACAUUCUAGGCAAUACAUUCAUUUUUAUCGCAGCAAUACGGCCCAGCAGUGAAAGCUUCAAAUUUGACCAAAUUUCUAAAUCUUUUUCACUUCAGCCCAACAUUUUUCAUAGUUAUCUUUAAAUAAGUUCCCAUUUUUGCUGUCAUGUUAAUCCCCAGGUAUUUAACUUUCUUAACCACUGUUAAACCUGUCUCAUUCUGAAACCUCUCUCUUUCAAUCGAUGUUAAAUUUUUCUCUAAAACCUUAGUUUUUGACUUGUUCAAUUUAAAUCCUGCCACUUGACCAAAUUCUUGAAUCAGUUCUAAAACCCUUUUAGUACUAGAUUCUGGCUCCUGUAACGUCAAUACUAAGUCAUCUGCAAAUGCUCUCAAUUUGUACUGUUUAGUUCCGACCUGUAUACCUUUAACCAACUGGUCCCUUCUAAUCAUAUUCAGCAAAACCUCCAGGACCGAAAUAAAAGAAGUGGGGAAAUUGGGCAACCUUGUCGUGUCCCUUUUUCAAUUUUAAGUUCUUCCGUCACAACAUUAUUUACAAUUAGUUUAGCCUUUUGUUCUGAAUAAAUUGCACUUAUACCAUUCUCAAAACCUUGGCCUACCCCCAUACCCUGUAGAUUCUUCUUCAUAAAGUUCCAAGAAAUGUUAUCAAAGGCUUUCUCCGCGUCUACAAAUAUCAAAACUGCCUUAGUGUUUAUGUUCACUUCUAGUUUUUCCAAAAUAUCAAUUAUAUUCCUCAAAUUGUCAGACAAAUGUCUUCCUGGGAGAAAGCCCGCUUGGUCUUUGUGAAUCUCUUCCAUCAACACUGUUUUAAAUCUCUUAGCCAAAAUAUCUGCAAAAAUUUUGUAAUCCACAUUAAGUAAUGAUAUAGGGCGGUAGUUCUUAAGCUGUGUCUUUUCAGUCUCUGUUUUCGGUACAAGUGUAAUAUAUGCUUCUUUCCACGACUCUGGUGCUCUUUUCCCCUCCAUUAUUUCAUUGCAGACCUCUUUCAAAGGUUGAAUUAACCAUUCUUUCAAAGAUCUGUAGUAUCUAGAAGUCAAGCCAUCUGGUCCUGGAGAUUUACCCAAUUGCAUAUUUUGAAUGGCACCUUCUAUUUCCUGUUCAGUUAUUUUAUGAUUCAAAAUUAAUUUAUUUUCUUGAGAUAUUUUUUGUAAUCCAUUUGUUUUCAAAAAUUGAUCUAAGUCUGUUUCUUUCAAUGGCCCUUGAGUAUAUAAUCGUUUAAAAUACCUCUGGAAACAACUUCUAAUUUCUGCAGGGUUCUGUAUGUUUCUUCCUUCCACUUCUAAGUUCGUAAUUGUAUUUAGUUUUUGUCUCUUUUUCAUUUGCCAUGCCAACAGUUUACCACAUUUAUUGGCCGACUCAAAGGUCUUUUGGCUCAUUUGUUUAAUUUUCCAUUCUAUUUCCUGAUUCAUCAUUUUCAUAUAUUGUACUUGAUGUAGCUUUAACUCUCUCAGAAUCUCUUGAGAUUUUUGGUUUACUCUCAGUCUUUUUUCACUUUCCUUUAUUUUGUCCAUUAUCUUAUCCUUCUUGUCAUUUUGAAUUCUUUUCUUUACUGCAUUCUGUUGUAUUAAGAACCCUCUCAUAACCGCUUUACUUGCGUCCCAGAUUACUCUUUUCUCCACGUUGGUACUAAAGUUUAUCUCAAAAUAGUCUCUCAAGGUUUUUGGGGCCUUCUUAAGUACUUCUUCAUCCCUAAAUAAGGUAUCAUUCAUUUUCCAUCUGAAGGAGCCAGUUGGUGUUAGUCUCAUUUCCAUCUUAACUGCAUUGUGGUCGGAGCAGGUUUUCGGGCAGAUUUCCACCUUUCUUGUCUUUGGUGCCAUUCCUCUAGUUAUCCAAAUUUGGUCAAUUCUUGUCCAUGUCAUUUUGGCUUCAGAAAGAAAGUUCCUCUUUAGCCAUGGGGUUUCUUAUUCUCCAAAUGUCAACUAAAUCCAAGUUGUCUGUCAUGUCAAAAAAAGUUUUCGGUAGUCUACCAUCCUUAGUGACUACCUGUCUUUGUGCCUUGUCCAUAUAUGUGGAUACCACUCCAUUCAUAUCUCCCAUCAGAAUCAUGUUGUAAUCCAUAUGGUCCAUCAGGGUCUCAUGCAACUUCUUAAAGAAUUCAGAUUUCCCAUCAUUUGGUGCGUAGAUUCCUACUAUCAAAAAUUUUUCUCCUUGUGUUUGAAUUUCAAUUGCCACAAAUCUUCCUUGGUCAUCUUUAAAAACAAAUUUCGGUGAUAAUCUGUCCUUUGCUAUCUACUUCACUUUGAUGUGCUUUCGAACUGCUAGGUGGGCAGGAGCAGGGACUGAGCAAUGGGAGCUCACCCCAUCGCAGGGAUUUUCCUUAGGAUGUCCCUAUUUUCAGUUAACGGUAUGGUGUUAUCCGACCCCUGAACCAUCUGAAGGCAAUCCUGUAUAGGGAAGGGUGUUUUUUAUGUUUAAUGUUUUAUUAUGUUUUUAUACAUGUUGUAAGCUGCCCUGGGCGACUGGGGCAACCCGGUAAGAUGUGUGGGGUAUAAAUAGCAAAAUGAUCAUUAUGGAAUGGGGCGUUCCUAUUUGCAGCAGAUAAAUGUUGGAGAGUAUGUUAUGAUGGUGGUGAUAGGUUCAUGUCUGAACACAUUCACAACAGUAUUUCUUAGCUUUUCUACUGUAAUGGUACAGUACACAUGAACACACAACCACAGAGGCAGACUCUGGGGCUAAAUUGAUGUCUAUGAAAAGGAUGUGGUCUCAUCAAGGCCAACUGGUUUAGGUAACGGUAAAGGUAAUGGACCCCUGGAUGGUUAAGUCCAGUCAAAGGCGACUAUGGGGUUGUGGCACUCAUCUCACUUUAAGGCUGUGGGAGCUGGCGUUUGUCCAGACAGUUUUCCGAGUCAUGUGGUCAGCAUGACUAAACGGAGCGCACAGAAAUGCCAUUUACCUUCCCACUGGAGCGGUACCUAUUUAUCUACUUGCACUUUGACUUUUGAACUGCUAGGUUGGCAGGAGCUGGGACAGAGCAAUGGGAGCUCACCACCAUCAUGGGGAUUCGAACCACUGACCUUCUGAACCGCAAGCCCAAGAGGCUCAGUGGUUUAGACCACAGCGCCAGCUACAUGGCCUCAGUGAAUUGUAUAGAAGUUAUUAUGCAGAAGGUUGCUCUACAAGCUGUUCAGCAUUUCUCCAAGUUGAUCCUUGACAGAUUCUGUUGGCUCUAGUAACCGGUGUGUAUUUUGUAAUGUUUUUGCUGGCACAUACAUUAAUUAUUUUAGUGUCAAUUUUACAGAAAGAAAAGGAAAACAAUGAAAACAACAUCCAGCUACAUUCAUAUUUCUGUAUUUCAUCUUGGCAUCAUGUACAAAAUGCAGGCAAAAUGCCACCUCUUGCUUUGGCAAAGUUUGCAAGGCGGCUGAUUGCUGUGUCUUAGGGCUGAGCUGGAUGUGUGCAUGAAGAUGCUUAGCUGAGGACCCCACUACACCCUAACAGCUGCAGAGCAGUGGGCAGGGUGUAGUUUGCAGCAGAAGAAAGCUGUGUGGGGCAGGGCUACACAGGCCCGGCAGCAGGGUCAAGCAACUGGUUUCAGGCAGCGUCAUGGAGCAUAGACAGGAAUUGGUGUCUGAAUGGUACAGCAAGAAUUGAGGCCAUAUGGUGUGGAAGGGUGCCACUUGACUCCAGUUUAGGCAGCAAAAUCUCUUGGGCCAGCCCCGAACAAGUGGGUGGGAGUUGCUAACUCUUCCACAACCCUCCUGCCACCAUGUUAUUUAUGGGUUCCUAAAAUGGAAAUGGUUUACUUGUGUUUUGCAGAUUGCCAGAUGACUUAGCGCAGAUUUUCUGUCAUUUUUCUGUUCUCUGCCAUCCCAUCCUUUUGCUGUAUAGCGUUGCCAGGCAUAACCUUCUCUUCCAAAAGUAAAAGCUGGCAUAAAUUAAUUGGUUGUCACAAGCCACAUAGUCAUACACAUGUAAUGUUUUUCAGGAGCAGAGCUGUCAAAUCUUUUUUCUUAAUGCAAGAUAUAUAUUUCCGCAAGAGCACCGGGGGAAAUUGCCCAUGGAAAAUAACGCUUUUAAGGUUGAGGCCCAAAUUGCCUGCCAAGCAAAUACAGUAGGUGGGCCUCCUGCAACUGCACAUAAUUUGGUCUGCUAAAAUAAGGUAUGCUAUUGAGAUUGGCAUAGUAUAUUUAGGUGUUUUUUUCUGCCUGAAACAAAGUCUAUUGGUAAGAUGCUUACAGCCUAAGCUUUAGCGCAUUUACUUAGAAGGAAUUGCUUAGAAAUUAAUUAUUUUCAUAAAACCAUCAAGGAGACCCCUAACUGAUGGAACAUAAAGAUGUACAUAAUUUGUAUAUUUUGAUAUGUGUGCACCUAAAAUGUGUUGUUAUGUACCUAUAUGUGAGUAUAAAUGCACAUAUUUUAAACUAGUGCCCAUCAACUACUGUUAAAGUUUGAAUUAAAUAAGAUGAAUUGAUUGUCUGCACAUUUUGCAUUUUUUCCAGCACCAGAGAUGUUUGUGUUGUUCUGUGUCACAAGUUUGGCCAUCUGUACAAGUGGGCAGCCUCUUCUCAGCCAGUUUAAAGGCGAGCAUUAUUCCACAAGAUACGUAUGUAGCAUACCUGGGUUGCCAGGCGCUGCAGGUCUUCCUGGAGAUAAUGGAUUACCUGGACCUCACGGGCGCAUUGGGAUCCCGGGACGAGAUGGCCGAGAUGGCAGGAAGGGAGAAAGGGGCGAGAAAGGCACUCCAGGUACUGAAUAUUCAUUCUUCUUUCUUUCUUUCUUUCUUUCUUUCUUUCUUUCUUUCUUUCUUUUUUAAAAAACAAAACUCUAUCAAAACCAUUUUAUAAUACUGAGUGGUAUUCAGCUAAGUUUUACUCAAUGUAAUCAAAGGGAAAUUAUUGAGCCUGGCUAGGUUAGGUUCAUUUAUUUCAGUAGGUCUACUCUGAGUUGAAUACCACCCCUAGAUUUCAAUGCCUGCCCUGUAAAAUGCUUUAUUGGAAGUAUUCAGCACUACAUAAUUCAAAUUUGUUGAAUUUUGUAUUGAUUGUCAGGGGUUCAUUGCAUUUCUUCCAUUCUGUUGAUUCUUCUUGAUGCAGCUCUUAACUAAACUUAACUUGCUCUCUUGGAAAUGAAUAUUUUUAAUUUAAAAAACAGGCAAGAUUCACAUUGUAUACUUUGAUAGCCUAUGUAUUUUGGUGGAGACAGUGGGAGUCCUGCUAUCAGAGAAAUAUAUUCCUGGGACAAAUAAAGGAAGAGAAUUCUUUAAAGCCAUAUUGCCACUGGCUGUGCGCUUCAUUUGUAUCUAAUAAUCCUGGAUUAUUUGUCUGCUUAAUAAUAACUGGAGGCUAGCCAACUAAGUCACAUAUUAGAGCCUUUGAAAACAAUGGAUUUAAGUGACUUUCUUCUCUUUUAAGGUUUAAGAGGAAAGACUGGCCCUGUAGGACCAGCUGGGGAGAAAGGUGACCAAGGAGAAGCUGGCAAAAAAGGACCCACCGGGUCAGGAGGUGUUAAAGGCAGCGUGGGUCCCGUGGGUCCCGUGGGUCCCAAGGGGGAGAAAGGAGACAGAGGGAAACCAGGUUUACCAGGAACCUGCAAGUGUGGGCAAAUAGUACUGAAAUCCGCCUUUUCUGUUGGGAUCACGACGAGUUACCCGGAGGAAAGGCUGCCAAUUGUUUUCAACAAAGUCCUUUUCAAUGAAGGAGGGCAUUACAACCCUUCGAACGGGAAGUUCAUAUGCGCCAUCCCAGGGAUCUAUUACUUCUCCUAUGACAUCACUUUGGCAAACAAACACCUUGCCAUUGGCCUGGUCCACAAUGGGAAGUUCCGGAUAAAGACCUUUGACGCCAACACAGGGAACCAUGACGUUGCUUCUGGGUCCACCGUGAUGUACCUUCAGCCGGAGGACGAGGUCUGGCUUGAGAUCUUCUACACGGAUCAAAACGGUCUCUUUGCCGAUCCCACAUGGGCAGACAGCCUGUUUUCAGGAUUCCUCCUGUAUGUUGAUACAGACUAUCUUGACUCCCUAUCAGAUGAAGAUGAACUGUGAGGCUGGAGAUAAGCGGCCUCUAAGUGAACUCAAGACAAUGAACAGAAUCUGGCCUUCGCUGUUACUGAGACAAAUCAAGGGAGGAUUUUUGUUUUGCUGAUGAGGCCUCCGAAGCAGAAGACUUCUCUUGCAGUAACAGAUGCUGUCUGCUGCUGUUUUUAUUAAGCAGAUGGUUCUACUAAGUCGAUGUACAUAACAGUCCUCUCAGAAACCAUGCUUAUAAUAUUUAAGCAAAUGUAUGAUAAUGUACAUGCAGUUUUAUAUAAAAUAUGUUGAGUAAAUGACUGGAUUACUAUUUCUGUAAAGCUAAAUAUAAAUGAUAUCUGUGGUAAAUACUUUUAUGGUUCAAGGGAGGUAAGUGUUAAUAAAGUAAUGCAAUAAAAAAUUGUAAAUGC
Podarcis lilfordi (Lilford's wall lizard) is the source of this 45847-nucleotide messenger RNA. Lineage: Eukaryota; Metazoa; Chordata; Lepidosauria; Squamata; Lacertidae. The record is from the annotation of a GenBank genome assembly.